AUGGAUAUUGAAGAAUGCAUUAAUGUUUGGAAAAGGUUGAUUGACACUCUUAAAGAUUACUGUCUCACAAGUGAGGAUUUUACUCCACCUACCAUUCCAGGUACAGUAUGUUUGAGUUACAUGCUGCUUAAAUUACUCUCAGCAGUGAUUCACAUGUAACUUCUCCCAACAAUAUCCAUACACUAUCCAGCAAACAGGUAAUGAGAGUACUCAAAUGUAUCAGGUAGAAGUUGUCAUCUUGACCUAACACCAAAUUCUCGCAACUAAUUAACAAGGAAAUGAGUAGCAGCUAGAGGGGAGAAUUAACAAUCAGAUGCUGGGAGUUAAAGAGUUAAUUCAUUGUACCUCUGCACAAUCAGAUUUGUUCUACAAUGUGUAUUCUACAUACAGGAUAUAUGCAGUGUAGUACUCACAGCAUAAUGUGACAGAUUUCACUGGUUCAAUCAUUGGUUGUUACUGGAUUUAUUCAUUGUAGUUCAUGAUAAUUGUAUUGCGUCAACUCUAGUUGGUUUUUUCAAUCAUUUCCAUCUGUCUUCUUUAGUAACAAGUUUUAGUCAUAAGGAGGUGUAAUUUACUUUACAGAAAACUGUUUUCCUUGUGGACACAGUGAGAAAACCAUUUGAGAUUGAAAGACCACAUCUAGUCUUCCUCUUGCUGUAUAUGUAUGCUUAGAGCCAAUUCUUGCUAUUUUUACCUUUUUUGCUCAUUCCAGCUAUUGGUCAAUAAGUCUUACCUUCUUGCAGCACAGGAAUUCUAUUGGAGGCUCAAAAUGCUCAUUAAGAUUUUUAUUUUGAGCUAGUAUAAAAUUAAUGUCAGUAAAAGUAACAAAUUGAAGGGGGGGUGGCUAAGGCUAGCUUUAUCUGAAAAAGAAUAUCAUGGUUGUUGCUGGAAGAUUCUUCCAACCCAGGCAUAACUCCCUACUCCAGGCACCAUUGUUUUAACUCAAUGAGUCCCAACAAAGAAAAGAGAGGGUAUUGUGCAACAGGGAAACUGAAAGAAUCUACCAACCUGUAGCUGUCAGCACAGAGAGUUAUUGUAAGUCUAAGCAAAUUCAGUCCCAAAUAUUUCAUAUUUUCUUUCAGAUCUCAAUGUGGAACAUCUCCAACUUCUGCUGUUCAUUUUCCACAACUUUUCUCUGAAUCAGCGUAAAUCACUCAUCACGUAUUGUGUCAGCGUGCUUAUAACCAUUGCCAACUCAUUGUCAAUAUUGCAUUCUCCUCCCUUGGCACUGGGUCGUCUCUUAUUGUUGUUGGAUUACUUUCUUCACCAUUUGUCAGCACCACCAGAAGAUCUAUUUAAACAGGUCUGUGAUACACAAUAAUUUGUGUAUAUGCUCUAAAUUGAAAUGUAAAGCUUAUAUGUACAGACUGCCCUUUUUUAAAAGUUGCAUAUGAUAUCUGUGGUAAGUUCCAGGGCCUUGAAUUGCAUUGUUUUUCAGUUGUUUGAGAUUCAAAUGUAACAGAUUCUAAUGCAAAGAAAAGCCAUAACAAAAAUUUAUAUCACAAAUUUUUAAAAUUUUUUUAUGCCUAAGAGAAUUGCAGUUUAAGUAGAUGUGUAGUUUUAAUUAGUCACAUGACAUUAGCCAGCUAUGUGUAUUAGUUAUUAGUAUUGGAUUAUCAUUCACAUUAGGUGCAGCAUAACCUAUUCCAAAGCUGUGCCUCAGCCAACUCAAGAUUUAUGGAGGACCAAGGCUGUGCAGAUUCCUUUGAACCUUUGUAUUAUGCUGCUAAUAACUCUGAAGAAGACUCUUUGAAAGUUCCUUUACUGGCUGAUGAGCUCAAGUUACCCAAGUCUCACAGUUUGACGCCCAGAUUUUAUGAGAUAAGAUCUGUUCUUGCAGGGAAUGACAUGGAUAAAGAGGUGUGUUGCUGACCUGUUGUUAGUAAUCUCCCUAUUUAGCAGUGGUGCAGGGCUUUGUUUGUAUCCCUCUGAAUGAAUGGAUUGGCAAUUGCACUUUGAUUGAGUUAUUAUGUUGUGUUCCUGGGCAUGAUACCCUACUCUCACAAUUACUCUGUUCACCCUGGAGAAUAAAUGGAUUCUGGCAGACUGUUGCGGAUACAUGAUAGAUUUCACUCAGGAUGUUACCUGUAGUGACCCACAUCCCAUCUACUGUAGGAUGGGAGUCAAAACUAAUUGCUUCAUGCCAAUGAAACCAGGAUAAGCUUUGCCAGUAAUGACAGAAGGCUAGCAAGACUUAACCCCUUAACUCCCAAAAGUGAUUAACAUGUAAUCUCUCCCUGUAAUAUCUAAGUAUCAUCCAACAAACAGGUCAUGAAACUACUCAAACUUAUCAGUUAGAAGCUGUUAUCGUAAUGUAAUACCAUAUUCACACAACUAAUUUUCAGGAAAUGUGUAGCAGCCAGAAAGGAGAAUUAGCAAUCAGAUUUUGGGAGUUAAAGGGUUAACCUUAAAAUUGUAUUGCCAUGGACUUUUUGUUUAUCUUUUCUAUGACUAAUAUAAUAGCAUUUGGUUGAUUGAAAAAUUUCAGGCUUGCUCUACACUUUUAAGUUUGUCUGGAGAUGGUCAAAACUACAAGGACUUUUAUUCAGCAAUGAUCAAGUUUCUGAUGGUGGGAUCUCACCCAGGAGAUAGUUAUCAUUCAGGGCCAGUUGAUGGUGCAGUUGUGAAGCACAGCUUCAACCUUGCAUGGCGGAUACUAGACUGUCUACCACCAUCAGUUGAUUUUUUUCAGAAACUUCUUCAAGAUCUUGAGAGACAGCAUCUUCAAGUAACUGUAAGUAAAGUGAUAGUUACAGUUGUACAUGUACUCAGUCCUGUAACUAUCAGAAGCAAUCACACUAUCAAUUUUGCAUCCAAUAUUUGCACAGUGUCAAACAAAGUGAGACCAGUUGUAAGGGACCUUAUAAAAUUUAAUACUAGAAUAAGCAAGUGUUUUUCUCAUCUUUUUCUAUCUUUCCCAUUUCCAUUCUAUUAACACAUUUUCCCUUUUUCAAAGGACCCCGACCUGGCAGAACUUUUGUGUAGUCUGAAGUUUGUGUCAAAACUUGGCACUUCAAGUCCAGAUGCUGCCUUCUGUGAAACACUCAAGGUAUGAGCAUGAUGUGUACAUUUGUAAACUGUGUGUACAUAUUGCAAAAUGAUACUGUAUUUAUUUAUGAACUUGAUGGACCUCCUUGACUGUACAUGACCCUGCUGUAAAUGAGGAUGGUUUUAUGUUUGGGUGAAAGUGGUCUUGUCUUUGUACAUUGAAAGUGAAAUAUCAACAUGUACACAUAAGAAUGAACAAGAAUUUCAAGUUUUUUUUUUUUUUUUUUUCAGUUUUACACAUUUUUAUUGGUUGAGUCAGUACCUUGCUUCUUGCUUUUACAUGUACCCUCAUGGACAUGCAAUUAAAGAUUGGAAAUUCAGUCAUUACUGAGAAUCUUUCAUUUAUUGUGAAAUGUAGGGAGCAGUGCUUGUGAUGUUCUUUGCUUUCUUUUUCAUUAACCUCAGAUCAAGGGGUUUGGUACAUGUAAAUUUUAAGCUUGAUUGUCAAAUAAAAAAGGAUGUUAGACGAUUACUAUGAUGUGGAAUGGAGAAAACAUCUGAAUUCCCAAGGAGAAUUUAAACCCAAGACCUUCUGAUUAUGUAGUCGCAUGCUCUACCAACUGAACUGAAUUACAUCUAUUGGCACGCUGGGCCAUAUAUUUGAUUAAUUCAGCCUUUUGAUGAAUGUUUUAGGCACUGCUUGGAUCAGGGGUGUCAGAAUCAUAGUCAGUUGUAAAUUUUGGAUCAGCCAUAGUAAUAAUCUUGUUUCACCCUACAGAACAGUCUUGUUGAUCAAGGAAUGUCCAGUGAAGACUCUAAGAAAAUGAUUGACAAAGUAACAAGUUUGAGUGGUGAUCUCCAUCACAGUGUCAUGAUGGCAAAACAGUUCUUGAUAGAGGUAAUGAUUAUUACAUUGCACGGACUAAUUUUUAUGUCUCUGUUGAUCAAAGGUCAAUGGCUCUUUAUUUAUACAUACAUAUACAAACUGAAGCUUAUAUUCUGUGUAAAUCUCUGUGAAGAAUGUUUUUUGAAGAUGGAAUGGGAGUGAAUUUGUUAACAGCACCUUUUUGGAUAAUUUACACCAUACGACCUAAAGUUUUUGAUCUAUGGUUUUUUGAGAGUUGAAUUGCUGAAAGUUUUAGAUAGCACUUGGUCUUGAAUGUUUUUUUUUUUUUUGACAGAAAAGGAUACAUGAUGUAAUUGACCUCUUAACUUGUGUACCAUUAACACUGUAGAACAUCAUGGUGACUAUGAUUGGAGACCUUAUCGCCAUUGUGGUGACUAAAACUAAUGUACCUAAACAUGGGUUAUACAAGGGGUUCCCAAACAAUCAAUUUAAAAAUUGAGAAAAUUUGUUUCACAAUGGGAAACUCAAGGUUUGCUAUAAUCUGUGUGUCAUAUGUAGAUCUUAGUGUUCUCUUCCCCUUUGCAAUAGCCAGGGGCAUCAUAUUUCUUUCCUUCUGCCUCAUGCAAAGAUCUUAUAAUUAUGGUGAUUUGUUUGUUAUUUGUGUAGAUGUUGAAACUUCACACUGAACUUGUCCAGGCUGACAGACCUUAUAAACUACCAGGACUACUGAGCCUUUGCACACUUGAUGCUGUCAUUGGAAAAACUCAUGUGGCACUAAAUUCUCUCUUUGGAAACUGUGAUGAAGAUCCUGAUUUAACCCUUGUUGUGGAAAAUGCCAAUGAGUUAUUGCCUGCACUCAUUGACUUGAUUUCAUUAUAUCAGAAAUUUGUUGGGUAAGGAGUUUUAGAAUGUGACAAUACUGUGAAGCAAAGCUGCUGUUGUUCUCAGUCUUAGAAAUGUAACCCUGUCCUAAAUGUUUACUUAACUGUGAGUUGUGAAAUAAGGAAUGAGCGAGUGUAAUUCUCCAAAACCCAGUCUUUUGAAUAAAUCCUUCUCUUAGACAGCACUAUAUUACACUAAGAGUCUGAUAUCGAAGAAAAUGUGUUUGCCAUCAGUUUUAUUUUAACUUAUUUCUUGUUUUUAGGCUUUGUUUGCUGUUUGAUGCUACAAAGCAGAAGAAUGACGAUAGCGAGGGAAUGGAGGCAUUGCAGGCGUACUCCAGUGUCCUAAAGAUUGGGUGUAUGCGACUUCCUAAACACUCAUGUCUUUCAGUGACAUUCUUGGCAGGUAUGCAAGUUGAAUGAGUCUUGAUAACUCAGAAUUUAUCAACUGAAGUUAUCCUAAUACUUUACCAAGAUUUGGCCUUGCAAGGCAGAAAAAAGCUUUUUUAACUUUCUUAAAAAAAUUUUAUUUUUUGCAGGUCUUCCCUCAUCUGUGAAAAAACAUUUGGAGAAAUGGAACAACAUUGUGCUCACAAAUUUUCCCUCUGCAUCAUCAUGGAAGACAUCAUCAUGUCUAAUUGAAGUUGGCACAGAAAACUUUCUGGAUUCUCUGGUGUCAGCUCAUGUGUUGGCUGUCUGCAGUGGUAAUAUCUUGGAUAUUGCACCAGCUCUUAAACACACUCUUCAUUCAUUGGUUCAGCUAGCUGCUGAUUUGCUUUCGUAAGUCUUUGUUAAUGCCAUUCUAUUUGAACUCUGGGUGUAAAAUUUAUUUAACUCUCUCCUAAAUUGAUUUGGAUGGAAAAAUCACUUACUGUGCACUCUCAUAAACCUGGAAACAGAUAUUAGACAAUGUGGCAGUAGUAAAUAUUUCAAUUUGUAUUAAAUUCAUGAAUCUUGCGAAAUGUGCUUUUAAACUUUAAUAUAACUGUAAUAUCAGGCUGCAUGUUCUCAAUACUGUUUUCUAUACAUUGUCUUAAGGUGCUGACAUGGUGAAUUUAUUUCACAAUCAAGAGCUUCUUUAGUUGGUGAUCAGGUCCUUUAGGGAUAUUAUAAGGAGAAAUUAUAUUCAAGUCACUCUUAAGGGUGGAAGGGUUAAGAAAGCAACUCUCUUAAUUCUUAGGUUGAAAAGAUAAGAUUUCACCACAUUUAUUGCACAUGCUGUGUCUCAAUUUUCUUAUAUGAAAUCCCUCAUUCAGUGAUUUUUUUUUUCUGCUCACAAGGUGGUGUCCAAAAGAGGAACACUCAAUGCAAACUGCCUUGGGGAAGCAACUGUGUGAUAACAUAGUACCACUUAUGGUGGAUGCCACUACAGAGUAUUUGUCUGAACAGUGUAAUACCAUCUUGGAGCGAGUCAUUGACUCAGCAGACAGUGACAAAUUUGCCAAUUGUAUUCAGUCUUAUGUGCUAUCAAAAUGUCACAAACUUCUUUUAGAUCAGUCAAGAGCUAGUAGGUAUGUCAAAGAGUCAAAUGAUUUAGCAUUCUAUAUAUCAAGAGUGAGUUUGAAAAUGCAGUGAUCAUUUUUCUUGUUCUUAGAUCUGAUAUUGGUGAAGAGGUGCUGGUGGACUGUUUGAAAUACAUGGAUUCCUUGUUGGACAAAGUGUCUGACCACUCACUAUUGGAUCAGUUGUACUCAAAGAACAGAGAACUCUGCCAAGUUAUUGUGUUCUCUGCAAACAAGCGCCUAUCUCUUGGAUAUGUCAAUAGAACACUGAAACUGGCAGUUCGCUUCCUGCAACUUGGUAAAUUUUGUUGAAUUUAACAUCAUGGUCAUUGUUAACUUAAGAACUACUUUUACAAAAUGUGCAAAUGUCAUUUAUUUUUUCACAGCUGAGAAACCUGUAAACUCCAGUAUGCGCUCAUUAUGUUCAAGUCUCUCUGAGCUUUGCCACAUAGACCAUGCAAACAUUGAGGCAUGGCUGAGAAGGAUCAUCUUAGGAGUGGAAGAAGACAAAGGGAACACUGGAAAGAUGGCAGAUAACAGACUUCUCUUACAGACAUUUGCCACUCAUAUUGUCAAGGAGUCAAGGUAUAACACCCUGAGGGGCCUUGUAAUGUAGAGUGAGGUAAAGCUUAGAAUGUAAAAUGAGGUUCAAUGACUUAAUUACUGGUAAAUGAAUCUGUUUAAAUUUUUGCCUUUGGUAUGUUGCCUAAUUAGUCAUCUUCUAAAAAUGUAUGAAAAGGAAUUGACACUUCAUGAUAAACUUUGUGAACUUUAGGAUGGCAAGAGGUGAGAAGUCCUGUGUGUAGAUAGAUAUACACUGUACAUGUAAUACUCAUCACAAAAUAGAUUCAAAGUAUUUCUGUGGGUUAUGGUUUGGAAUGACAUGUUAUGGUGUUAUUUGUACAGCCCUGUUGGUGAAGAAGUAAGCCACUGCCUGCUAAAAUGCUUAAUUCCACUGGGAAAUGAGCUCCUGCCAGAUGUCCCUGGAGAGUGGAGUAAUAUUGGAUCCAAAUUUGGUGACCUCAUGAACACAGCUGCUGUGCUGGCCAGUGCAGGUGAUGGAGCAGGACAUCUUACACUCUGUGCUGCCAUCAUUAAGUGGCUGGAGAAAUGGUAUGCCUAAACAAAGCAAAGAUUACCUCUUCUUUAUCAGUCUUAUCCUCUGCAAGUCGAAGGUUGCUGAUACUUGAUUGUGUUAACUCUGUCAUCUUUUAUUCUCAGUCUUAUUCGUAAUUGUGGUUAACAUUGACAUAAGUUGCUACAGGCUGUAGGUCUAAUAAAUAAAGUUUGAGGAGUUACACAUGAAAUUUCAAAAGUUUGUUUAUCUUUCUUCCAGCAAAACCCAACUUCUCAUGGUAGCAGAUAGUGGUGAGAAAGGAAAAGAGAGUGGCAUUGUAGAAGCUGCUGGGCCUCUUCUCCGGUAUCUAGCAGAGCUAAUGAGAGCUCUUAAAUACUCCUCAGAAAAGGAAUGCCCUCCAUCACCAUCACUGUGCCCAGUUGAUGGUGAAUCAUUGCUGCAGGAUGUAGAAUCUGAUUGGAUGGAUGAUAUGGGUGGUGAUGACGAAGACUCUGGUGGAGAAGAGUCGGUAAGUGAAAAGAAAAUUAGGGUCAAUAGUGAUAUGGUCUUAUUCUUGUUUUGUGUCCCAUGAAAUCACGACAAUUUAUAGUCAGGUGCUUUGUAGACCUUUAUGUCUUUUAUGGUCCAGUCCAGUUGGCUUCUUUAGGAGUAGAAAUUUUUUGACAGAUUUAUUUAUGCUCCCCAGUUUCUUAACAUCAGGCCAAAGUAGGCUUAGAAUUUCAUUGAGAAUGUUUCUAAGGUCAUUAUUGUCAAAUAAAAGUCAUAAAGGAUGUCCUUUCCUCAAGAUCAUCAUAUGUUACUCUGUUCGUGUAUUUUGGCGUGGAUUCCUCUAAAAUUGUGAUGAUUCUAUCUCUCCCUCUAAGGAUGAAGAUUCUCUUUGCAACAAGCUCUGUACAUUUACAAUGACUCAGAAAGAGUUUAUGAACCAACACUGGUACCACUGCCACACCUGUAAGAUGAAUGAUGGGGUUGGCGUGUGCACAAUAUGUGCUAAAGUCUGCCAUAAAGAUCAUGACAUCUCAUACGCCAAGUAUGGUUCGUUCUUUUGUGAUUGUGGGGCUAAAGAAGAUGGAAGCUGUACGGUAAGUGUUGUCCCUUUCAAUAUCAAACAUUUGCCUAAAAUGUGAAUGCUUGGGUGCUUUGAUUCUCUUUGUUUUUUGGAUGUUAUUACGUAUCACAUGUGCUGUACAGCCUACAAGUCAAUGGUUUGUAGUUUCUUCUGUAAAGUCCAUCUCUAUUGGAUUGCUGAACAGUGAGGUACAUGUAUUGUUUUUAAUUGUCUGAACCAUCUAUAACAAAGCAAUUAAGUUUGUGAUUGUGGUAAGGAAGUUCAUUUGGAUAGCCUGAUUAAGUACAGGCAGGAGGCAGGGGUUAGUGUGCUUGACUCCGGAUCAGGUGGUCCGGGUUCAAGCCCUGGCCGGGGUCAUUGUGUUCUUAGGCACUUUACUCUCACAGUGCUUCUCUUCACCCAGGUGUACAAAUGGGUACCAGCAAAUGUGCUGGGGGUAACCCUGCGAUGGACUAGCAUCCCAUCCAGGGGGGAGUAGCAAUACUCCUAGCCGCUUCAUGCUAAGAAAACCGGAGGUAAGCACUGGCCCCAUGGGCCACUUAGGCCCAUAUAAAGGCUUACUUUUUUACUUUAGGGGGUAAGGAAAUGUUCAACUGUUGCGCUCACAUCAAUUAUGUUUAAUUUACAGCAAAGGUUUGUUACUCUAUAUAGAUUACACGAGACUUAACAAAGUUGCAGGCAAACGUAUAAUUUCCUCCUCCUUCUUAUUUAAAUUUUAUGUAAGAUACACUAGGUGGUGUACCUGUUGCAAUUGUAUCAAUCGAAUUGAUUGCAUAUUGGAUUGACUUGGUUAUUGUAUUAAACGCAAACUGGGCUGGCACAGGCCACGCUGGCCAAACACUUAAAUGUUCCAAUCAACCUCAUAUUUGAGAAAUACCCUUACUGCAAAGCCAUUUAAGAUACACGUAUAUUUGAUAGAUAACAAUCUUUUGAAUGAUUAUGCUGCUCGUCAGAUCAUUUGAUAAAGUAAGCCACUCUUUCUUUGGUAGGCUUUGGUUAAACGCACCCCAAGCAGUGGAGGGGAUAGUCAGGUAGCUGUUCCACCGUCACCAUUUGCCACAGGAGAAAUGGAUGAAGGACAUGAUGAUGCUGAAGGUUCCACCUCUAGUAAAGUAUCAUCCUCGGUUUCUGGAGCAAGCUCAUCUACAGCUGCUGCUACUCCUGGAAUAGCAUGUUCAAUUGGAACGGGAAAUGAUGGUGGCCUUGAAGAUUCAGCGCUUACGUCUAAGUCUGUGGAAGCCUUGGCAAAGCAGCUUGAGGUUUGAUAAUUGAUCUUAGAGAUUAGGUUUUUCAUAUUUUUGUAAUUAAAAUUGGUGAGAUAGUUUUGGAAGGGUGUGACCUAUAUAAUAAGCUCAACUCACAUCAUGGGCACAAAAUGAACUGAAUUGUCGGAAAUUUAGAAGCAGCUGCCUUAAAGUCACAUUACUGUGGAUCAACUUUAGUGUGUUCCAUAUGAAAUAAAACCUACCUUUACUGCAUUUUUUCUUGUAGUAACAUUUUAUGUUGUGAAGCUAAGCUUUCUUUCCCUAUUGCUCGAUGGUCUUCUCUGAAAAUACUUUCCCUUUUAACUUAAAAAUAAUUGUAGGCAACUUGUUUUACCCACAGAAGCACAAGAUUGGACUGGUCAGCCAACUGGAGAACUCUUCUGUGAUAACGACUACCUUAGACCUUCUUCAGUGGCUGAUGGGGCCUGAUGCGGGAGGGCCCAGUAGUGUUGGAAUGGGAGUGUCCAAGGCUAUAAAGGGUUCUAUGACACAACUGCACUUGACGGACAAGAGCGUGGAGAAUACUGAUCAACUUCUGGUUAGUUUUUUAGUUAAAGAGCUUUUUUCCCAGUAUCUUGAAAAUUGGAGCCUUUCUAGAGUUUUUUUUAAGGGUACAUUGAAGUUGGUGUCCUAAGUCAUCUUCUUAAGCCUUUUUACUAUUUUCUUUUAUACGUACAUGUACCUCUUUGAUGGUUGUCCACCUCAGCAGAAGUUAAAUUCGUGGUUUUAUUUCUAACCAAUGCUAAAACAUAUGUACUCAAAAUAAAUGGAUUUACAAAAUUGUGAUGGAAUUAUGGAAUUCAUGUUAUUUUCUGUCGCGAUUUUCUUCAAUCACUUGAUGCAUUUCACAAAAUUAACCUUGUAGAUAAUCAAGUAUUUGUUGGCAUAAGUAGUUGGUGUUUGUCACUUUUAUCAGUUUCUUGUUCCGUAAAAAAUUCAGGUUCCAACUUUGGGAUCUCAAGAAGGAGCUUUUGAGAAUGUCAGGAUGACUUUCAGUGGAGAACAAGGACAAACCAUCCGACAGCUGAUCGGUGCACAUGUCCUGAGGCGUGUUGCCAUGUGUUGCUUGGCAUCACCAAAGGGGAGAAGGCAACAUCUCGCCGUUAGCCAUGAAAAGGGCAAGGUAGUUAUCUGAAAAUUAGUUACUUCUUUGCACAUGCACCUGUAUUGGUGCUUUUUGAUUGAUUUUUGUAAAACCAGAACACAAAUUAUUUCAAUAGCCAUUCGGAGCAAACGUUUGUAUUAUAAGGAGUCAAUGAGAAAUCAGAGUAAGCUAUCUUUAUCUACCUAAAUGUAUGAAAGCGUUGAUUACACUUUAGGUACUCACAAGUCAUGUAAUGUUUAUGUUCAGUAAACCAGCCACCUGAAAACAAUUUUUGCUCAAAUUAGAACUCCCUUUCAACCCUAUUGAUUACGUUUUCUCACCUUAUGUGAUGCAUUGUGCUGUUGCUCAUUUGCUACACAAAUGUAAAGUACUUUCAUGUUGUCGAUACUAAUUAAUUUUUUUUGAUAUUUUUGUUUCUUAGAUUACAGUUCUUCAAUUGUCAGCACUCUUAAAGCAAGCUGAUUCCAGCAAGAGGAAACUAACCUUGACACGCCUUGCAACAGCUCAGGUACCCUUUACAGUUUUAUCUAUCUCAGGGAACCCCUGUAAUGAGGACUUUCUGGCAGUGUGUGGAUUGAAGGAUUGCCAUGUGCUGACGUUCAGCAGUUCUGGAUCUGUGGUGGAUCACCUUGCUCUUCAUCCUCAACUGGAGACUGGAAAUUUUAUCAUCAAAGCUGUUUGGCUUCCCGGAUCACAAACACAACUAGCUCUGGUUACUGCUGACUUUGUAAAGGUAAUAUUUAAUUCAUCAUCAUCUGUAAAAGCCGGUUAGGCAACACACCAACCUCUUACAAAAUGCAAAAUUAAAUAUUACAAGCUACAUUAAGAACAACCCAGAAUAAAACGUUAACUGUACACUUGGCACGUUCUUAUUAAGCUAAUGAACCAAGGUAAUUCUUAAAUUCGGCAAGAGACGUAAUAUCAGGCAUAAUUUAACGCAAACACGUUUGAAUUUCAACGCAAACACGUUUGAAUUUCAACGCAACAAGACAGAAAGACAGACAAGUUGACUUUUUCGAUUAUGUCUGUCUUGUUGUGUUAAAAUUCAAACGUGUUUGCGUUAAACUAUGCUAAACGAAAUUUAAGCAUGUUGGGCUCUUACCGCUUAAAAGUUUGGUUCAAGCCCUGGCAAGGGUCUCUCUAGCACUCUUAACUCUGUAAACUGGUACUGUGUCUCUUUGUUCUUUUUACUGUAGAUUUAUGAUCUGUCUCAAGAUGCGCUGAGUCCUCUGUACUACUUCCUACUACCAAGUGGAAAGAUCAGAGAUGUCAGCUUCAUUUUUAAUGAUGCUGACCAAAGUUUGAUACUAAUGUCAUCAGGAGGACAGUUGUAUCUUCAGCCUAUGGAUGAAACCAGCAGUGCAAUCAAUGGCCCUUUUUAUCUGACGAAUACAUUACCCAUCGAACAUUCUGAUUUACAAGAUUCCAAUGGCCAAGUUGCCGGCGGAGGAGUGUCAGUGUAUUACUCUCACAUCUUACAGCUGCUGUUCUUUAGUUACAGUCAAGGUAAUGACUGUGUGCACUGCGUGAAUGAAAUAGCAGCUGUAUCUAUUAUACACCGUAAACGUAUUUUUCUCUCGGGGGGGUUUGUGGGCGGUGAGUCUGUACAGCAGAGGUGUAUUUGAUUUCAUUCAGUCAUUAAGACUCGUAGAGGAAAGUAUAAUGUAUUGAUAUGAACUGUAAUAUUUCCACUUUCAAGUAUUCGAACCAUCAAAGCGAUAAAACAAAUAAACCAAAAUCUAAACAGGGAAAAAGGAAAACAGCAGCGGUAGCAUAAAUUCCUAAGAAAUUUUUAGAAGCGUCGUGAUGUUCACGAGUUAAAACAUACUUAUAAAUACACAAUACCAAUUGCAGCUUAGGGGCUUUUCUUAUUGUUUUGUCUGGUUCUGAACUUUCAGUAUGAAAGGACAAACACACUUGAGGUUUAUCCAUGACAUGUUUUACCUUUCCGGUAUCAAUGUUCAGUGUGCACCCUUGCAUAAGAAGUUGUGUUGUGGCUGAAUGGUACAUUUAUCACUUUUUACAGGGAAAACGUUUGUUGCUCCUUGGAGCAAAGACCAAAAGGAAAUUAAGAAGAUGUUUCCAGUGAACUUCAAGAGCAGUUCCGGUGGAAAUAAAAACUCUCAGUAUGCUGCUCUGUGUCAGUGGAGUGAAGUGCCACAGCAUCCUGGACUGGUGUGCUGUCUGACACACACAGCAGGUGUUCCUGUGGUGUUGAUGGUCAAACCACAUCAAAUAUUGGUAAAGGGGACUUUUAAAAUAACGUUAAACAACUAAACCAUAUUCACAAGUUAAUUAAGCUGUAUUCAGGGAUGGUCAAUUAAGGAUGAUAUAGUUGUAAAUUUGUAAGUGAAAGUGUGUAGAUUGCUUCCAGUAUUAACCAUGCAAGUGUAAAUGGUACCUACUGUCGUAAACAUGACAGAAGAGGAGGCAUGUCUUAAGUUUUUUGGGCAUCAAAAAUGAUACUUGAUUGGUUCAAAGUCUUGAAAAGCAGUUUCUAAGGCUUCAGAUAUAUCAUCAUUCAAUCUGUGCAUUGUGCAUGUGUGAUAUCUGUUGGUAGCAAGCUUUCCUAACAAUCUAUAGUAACGUUUUCACCAAGGAGAUCUAAAGCUCUGAAAUGGCUCACUGUCCCAACAGAUCCAGGAGAUUAAAGCAACAUCAUCUAAAGCAAAAACCCAAGACAUGGUAGCUAUCCGCCAUUCUGUGAGCACGUCUGAUCAGCUACGCACCACCAUGAUUCUCCUUUGCGAAGACGGCAGCCUUCGUGUAUUCAUGGCCAGUGCUGAGCAUACUGGCUAUUGGAUGGCUCCUGAAUUCCAACCUGUGAGGUCAGUGGUCGGUAUUUAUAUAAAAAAAUUCUGAGUAUAGAGAAAUACGUUUUUUUCGUCUCGUCACAAGCGCGGAAUAAAGAAAAAAGCUUCUGAAUCCUCUCAAGCAAUCGAGCCCCAGCCCUUCCAAUACCACGCUUUGGUGCCCAACCACUGAGACUCUAUGGACUUCCUUGACCGUCAGUGAGCUUACUUUGUGGUCACUUGAUGCAUUUAACAGUCACCGGACUUUCUUGAGCUCCAUUACGAUUGCUUCACCGUCGCCGGAGUUAUUAAACCGUCCCUGGACCAAAACGCAAUUAAACGUGCAAACCCUCUUUGUAAAAAGUCAUAUAAAUCAAUUGGAAGAUGUUGAAGUAAACCGCUACGAGAUGAAUCUUUUGGACUCUUCUCUAUCAGUUUAAUCACAAAUUUGAGUUAAUUAUUAUUAAAAAGGAAGAUAAUUAUUACGAUGACUACGAUAAUUUAUGUUACCGUUUUUUCUUCUGCUCAUGUAUAGGCCCCUCAACAUAGUGAAGCCUGUUCGCAAGAAGAAAACAUCCAAAGCCAGAGUUAAAUCCACAGCUGUCAGUUUCCCAGUGGAUUUCUUUGAGCACUGUCAACCAUUUUUCAAUGAAGUUGAGUUUGGCGGAGGAGAUAUUCUUCAAGUUUAUAACGUGCAGCAAGUAAAACACAGACUAAUGACUGCUGGAAUGUAUAUCGCAAGUACAAAGGUUUGAACAUACUUUGCUUGUUACAACAUGAAAUAUAGGCGUUAGGUUACACUUCUUUUAUGCGCUGAUCGAGUUGUUCUGGAUAACACAGAAAAUUGAAGUUAAACUUGGGCGAGGACUUACAUGUAUGAAAGGAACCUUUAAUCCUUUACACCCUAACAUCAACAUGCAUACUGUUCCCUGUAUAUUUCCUAAGCUGCUGACAAGGAAAAUGAAGGAAAAGAUGAGUACAGAAGUGUUUGGAACAAAACUAGGAGUUUUCUGGGAAAUGGCAGUAAAAGUUUGUUCACACACUAGCUUUUUUUCACUCGUCACUUAUUUCCAUCGUCUUUGAUGAUCAAAAGUCUGGUAUGGGAAGUGUUAAUACCAGUUUCUUCACUGCUUUGAAUGUGUGGGUGUGUUACCAUCGUGUUAAACUGGUCUAAAUGUAUCCAAUUUUUUACUUUACAGCCAAAUGGUUUCAAUAUUGAGAUAACCAACACAAACCCUCGUGUUAUAAUGGUUGGUGUGAGAAUUCAAAUUGGCUGUCAGUCAGUGGAGAAAGCGCCAUCCUUUGUAGAAAUCUUUGGCAGAGUUAUUCAGUUGACACUAACGAGAAAUAGAUGGUUUGAUCUCCCAUUUACAAGAGAGGAAUCAUUGACUGCUGACAAAAAGUUUUCUUUGUUCAGUAAGUAAAUGUUGAUUUUUAUUUGUUUUUAUUAUCCGCCACGUUUCCCGAAAAAUUGUCCUGCCCUUGAUGUUUCUCUUGCUUUCCGGGGAUUUUAUUGAAAAUGUAUGUGAAAGACGAGAUAAUUUUGUUUUGUCAACUGGAUUGAUGAUGUAAAUUGUAAAAGAGUUUCUAAAACUGAAUUUUCGAGCGUUAGUCCUUCGUCGUUUGCUCUGAAAUAGUCUUUUUAAGGACCUUAGAUUUGCCCUUGUCUUUGAAAACACAUGUAGCCUGCGCUUGCUCAAUCAUACAGGUCCAGAUUUGUCUCCAUGAAUAAGAGUUUACGCACAGACAGUUGUACAAAAUCUGGAACAUAUACAUGUAAUUAUAAGCUCCGUGAACAGUUCAUAUCAGGUUAUCGGUUAUUGUACUAACUGAAUGCUUGGCACAGUUUAGGAGAGCUUCAUACUUAUUAUCUUGUAUUUGCCUCCUUAGUUGGUCAGUCUUUAGACCCGUCAGGAGUGACCAUGUUGGACUCAGUGAAGGUGUAUACCAAAACAAAAGAGGCGUUCGGUUGGCCUGAUGAUCCUCAGGAAGAGAUUUCUUCCACGCCUGGUCUGGGCAGUGCAGCUAGUGUGGACACUGAAACGGAAAUUGUGAACUCAGUUCCUCCAAUGACACCCGCUGACAAGUAAGGAAGCUACUGUUAUAAUUACCCUUCAAGGUAGCUCAUCAAUGGGGCUACUUUUUUCAGUUUUGAUUGUUAUACUGAAUUCUGUCCUUGCUUUCAACCCGGGCCAUGUUUGAGACAUGCAUGGUGCGUAAUGCUUAUGGGGGUUUGGCUGAAUGAUGCACUCGACAUUGUACCUCAUACUGGACACUGUGCGUCUUGGAUUUUUUUUUAAACAAAAAUGAAGGUCACCAUUGUGGUAUUUAUUAGUAAAUGUGAGUGUAACUGCAGGCUCAGGAGUGACUGUCACUGUGUGGUUUAUUCUUGUCAGAUAUUUAAGUUUCCAUUGUAGAACUAGACAACUUGUUUGUUUCAGACUGGUGGUGCACUUACUGGAGGUGGUCGAUGGCUGCUUCUCCAGCUUUGUGUCUCAGGAUGGGUCCUCAAGGCAGUCGGCACUUGAUGCUGCUACCUCACUCAUGACCAGUGCUAUGCCAUCCAGUGUUCAACAUCAAGCCCAGACUCUCCUCGCCACUUUACAUCCGUCCAAAGUUUCUUAUCACAGCCACAAGGUACAGUUUCAAAGUAUUCUCCUAGUACAGGCCAGAUAAAGCAACCAACGUAAAGCAGCUUUCUUACGACUCUACCUGUGAUUUCUUUCGAUUUCUCUUCAAAACCUUUUUUCCAAAAUUUGAGUUGCCAAAUUUGAUAGUAGCUUAUCUACGAGUGUGGUUUACACGCCAAUGUUUACAGUAGAUCUUGUUGCUCUGCACUACAAAGAAGAGUGCUUGUCUCCACGAACUGCAUAUGAAAUGACACCCAUUACCGUAAUAGUGAUCCCUUACUGGUGAUUCCCCUUACGGUUUCUUUGAUGGAUAACAGUCUUGUAAAUUUCCAAAUGAUAUCCCCGAGCUGAUUAUUGUCCAAUAUUUUCUUCAUUUGUUUGUCCAGGAGCGGUUCUAAGAAUAAAUGUAUGUAAUGUGGAUACCCGGUAUAAAAAAUAGUAGUGUUCUUGGAUGAAACGUGUAGUUCUUGCUUUGUGGCGUUCAUUUUGCAGAGCUGAUAAGCAUGAAGAAGACAACUGUAGAUAAGAUUUUAGGAGUGUGCGGAAUAAAACCCCAAAAUGACUUAUGAUGUAAAAUCAAAUUUUUGUGUUGAACAAGGGAAUAAAUAGAAGGUCGUUUAAUGGGCAGUCAUUCUAAGGCAUUCAGGGCUAUUUUCAUGCUUUCUUCUAUUUGUAAUGGUUAGAGUUGAAAAUUUUGUAACAUGCAUCUAGAUUGCUGUUUAAAUAGCGUUUGUUCACUUCAGGAUCAGGCACAGCUUUCACAAGUAGUAAACUUCCUCUGUAAGCUUGAAAGUCCUUGUGAUGAAGAAGAAACAAAGGAAGAAGAGAAAGAUACAGAAGUUGAAAAGACACCUGAGACAGAAACUAAAGAAGAAACCGAAGAGGUUGUGGUGAAUGUCAGUGAACUUGAUGUAGAGAGUUUCCAGCAUCUGGUGGUGAGUGCUAGAUCUGUGGCCAUUACAAGACCUAGUAAUCUGGCAAAGUAUACCGUCCUGCCUGAACAAAAGACAAGAGAUGGUAAGUUAACGAACGGGUCAGUAACGACAGUGUGGGCUCGAUACAUUUAUCGCUAUUUAAUAUGAUUAUUCGUACUAUAAAAUUCUACUGUUUUCAAUUAUGACAAUGCAUGCUUUGUUUGGAACUUGUUAUUUAGUCACACUGUGUUCACCUCUUUUCAAUUUAACGAACUCAACGCAAUUCAUCUUUUUUUCGUGGCUGGGUUACGGGUUGGGUUGGCCAGUCGGGUGUUCUAACGCCUCGGGGUGCGACUGCGGUUGCACCCACCCAGGCCCUCGGGCACCUAACCUCAUUUGCGACUUGGGCGUUAAUAAGACUGACAAAAUUCCCAUUCGGCAGAUCUUAUCGUCGUUGGUGUAAGUCUUAUUUGUGAACAUAAACGAUUGGUUGACGAAUUGGUGUAGAACGUUUUAAGCAGUCUGCAGGAAAUAUGUCACCAUGAACCAAGAGUCUCCUACAGCUUAUCGCUAGAGCAUCCGAAGCACUAAUCGGAAGGUUAAAGGUUCGACUCCUUCUUGGAGCAACAUAAUCUUUCACAGUAAUGAAAUGGAAUGCGAUAAUAGCGUUGUCGAUUAAAAUUUAUUGUUUUCUCUUGCCAGAGAGUGAUGAGAAGCACCAUUUCGCUGUAUGUCUAAUGAAUGCCUUUUGGAAGCUGCACAGUUGUCAACCUGUAAACCUUGUUCUGUCGCCAUUGUCUUCUAUUGGUAAGGUUACAAAAAGAGAAUGUAAAAUUUGCAAGGGCUCAAAUUUUAAAGCACGUGCAUUGCACGUGCGCAGGUGCUGUCUUCACAAGUUUGGAAAAAUCAUAUCAGUCUUUUUUAAAAGAAUUUUGUUUUGCAGAAUAGUGAUAAAAGGUUGUUUUAAUUUCAGGAUUCCAAAAUGUGGAGUCGACGGUGACAGCUCUUGUUGACAUCGUCCAUGCCUUUGCAAUAGCAGAUCCCUCCAAAGUUGGACUUGCCGUCAAACAGUACGUGAAAAUGCUGCUGUGCGAGGUAUGUAUGAUGAAAAUGUGCGCACAGUUUGUAAUUCAAGUUUGAAGUUAUUUUUUAUUUCAUCUUCUCUGAACUGCUUGAUUUGUUUCCUCUUGGAGGCUUUGGCUCAUGCUCAAUAUUUAGAGUUUUUGUUACUCGUUUACGUUCUUUCGUACUAUCACAUAUCAAAUAAUUCCGUGAGUUAUUCCUCUCUUCAUUUGUAAUCGAGGAAACCAUUUUUUUAAUUAUUUACUGUGGUAUCCCAUCACAUGGUUCUUAUAAUUCCAUUGUUUUAUUAUGUGUCUUCGUAUUUUUUUUCUGUCAAUAGUAUUGGGGACGACUUUCGCGCUAAAUUUUGAGUCGCUUUUUAUGCUAUGCAAAACUACUACAAAUUAUUUGUCUGACACAAUCACCAAAAGACGGAAAAGGUGACUACAAAACAAGAACGAGCAAGGAUGCUCGAUGACUAGAAGAUAAAAUUAAAAUAAAAAAGAAGAUAAAAUUAAAGAUAAAAAGAUGAAAACUCCAACUGCUUAUGACCAACAUGAAAUUUAGGCUGAAUGUUUUAGAUGCAUUAGCCUUGUCGUAACUCCUUUAAAUGAACACUAGCACCAUAAUUUCUUGUUUUUCAUCUCUUUAGGACCAAUCUGUCAGCUUUGCCUGCAAACAGGCAUUGAUGCGACUCAUACACAAACACCGGCAUGGGACGGGUAACUCCCCUCUUCAGUGCAACACACCCGUAGGGGAAGGAGCUGGAGGAGAUGAAUUUGAUGGGGAAGAUGAUGAAGCAGACCAAGAUAGAGCCAAUGGAACCCCUCCAGACGAACCAAGUGGAACUGAAGCAGAUGAAACUGAGACAGGGAGGCAGCAAGCUGCGGAGGCCCAUGAGGUAUAAUGCUCCUUUUAGGUAUUAUUCGGUGGUUUUUGUUGGUGUUUAUUCUUUUAAUGGAAUUUGUGAUUUAGAAGUUUUGUAUACUAAUUCCUGUGAUUUCCGGAGAGUCGCAGGAUAGCGUCUGGUAACGAUGGCGAGGUAGAUUAGCUCACGGUGCUCAACAAAACGAACGCACAAAUACCACGUGUGACACUUUCAAGUGUCUAUAACGAAGAUACGAAGAUAUGACAUACGUAGCCAAGUAGCGAAGAGUAGGGUAGUGGUUAAAAACUUAGUUUGGUAGUGAUUGUGGUUGUAAUGUGGUAGCAAAUUGCGUGGUUCGAACUAAAAGGCAACAGAAAACGAAACGACCCUUAUAUAAAUAUAAUUGACUAACUAACGAUGACACUAUACAGUAAUCUAUACUGAAAUCAACUAAUAACUAAAACAAACAAUAAACUAACUUGAGCGUAAAACAAUAAAAGUAACUUACUUUGGUCGAGCUCCUUAAGUGCUUGAAAAGUGUAGCGAAGACGACAAAGUAGUGAACUCUCAGUAGCGGAGCGCACGAUACUUUUACAGCAAUAGAAGUCUAUCGUCGGCGUGUAAUAUGAGUGAAUUGUGAACUAAAUUACAUAACAACUUGCAAUGAUACAGUAACAAAAAACUUGACGUAAUCAAACAUUGACUUAACACAAGCAAUCAGGCGGCUAAUCAAUAAUCCCAGGCACAAAGGAAAUAAACUGCGUUUCAAAAGUAACAAUUCCCGUCACCAGACACACAUCCUUUACUUUGCAAUGUGAUUAAGACUUAACCCACGGCCGGGAGGUCUUCAGGUAGUUUUCUAAGCCUUGCUUGUAAACAGCUAACGUUACGCCUCCUGCAUGUUGAAUAUUAAUGUUUUGGCCUCCCAGCCUUUUUGUCACGAGCACUGCUGAUAGCGAACAGGUCGUUAACUCAAUUUUAUUCUUUGAAAAAUAAUUUCGCUCUUGUUCUGAAGGUUGCACCAGAAGAGCCUGCUCAAGAACAAAGCCAGCCAUCAGCAGCGGUGCCAUCCAUAGCAAGUGCCGCCAGUCAUCUAGAGGCCUUACUUCUUGGUGCUGGUGGCUUACCAGGCAUGUUGGAUCUGCCUCCAGAUGCAGAUGAUGAAGCCAUGGUGGAGCUUGCCAUUGCUCUUAGCCUUCAGGACCAAGCGAGUGGACAAGGUCUCAGUCUUCCUGGUUUGCCACUUCCUGCUGCUCAAGCUAUCGGAAUGCCCGUUGAAGCUGCCAUGUCGUCUGAUACAGCUUCAGGUAAACGUACCGAGAAAUUGUUUGAUUUGAGCAGUUUGCAAAUGGAGUUUUGAUAUUUUCCUGAACUCAUACAAAGUUACCUUCAUCUACUUAAUAUAUAAGGAAAUUAUUGGGCUGCAUUGACUGACAAGGGAAGUACUUAUGUGAUUAUUAACUUGAAGAAAUAGUAAGAUAAACCAACGCAGCGAAUUCUAAAAUACUGACAUUUCGAAGAUUAGCCUUAUGUCUAAGCAAAGUGGAGGGUUCGAUAAAGUACGAUCGCUUAAACGUCAUCGUUUAAAACCACUGUUUAUCUGCCUUUUCAUUUUUUGGGUGGUUGUUAUUUACGAGUAUCCAUAUGCCACUCGUGAUUAGGUCAAGGAAGCGAAGAUGAGUAUGAAGUUCCUCCUUGUAGUGCCCAGGGCUCUUCAGCAGGGCAUAGUGCUCCCAGGUCACCUCUGCCACCAGACACGGGACAUGGUGGGGCUGAGUUUGAAAGUGGAAGCAGUGUGGACUCAGUUUCUGCGGAGACUGGGACAAGCAUAGAAACUGUCACCGUGGAAAAUGAGCAAGCAGGUUAGUAUAGUAUCCUUCAGUUCUGGAUGUUGUUGAGUCGAGAGGCGACUUAUUUCCUAAUGGUCUGUUUUUUACUUCCGACUAGGCCGGAAGUAAAGGGGAUUCCCAGGCGCAUUUUGCUUUGUCAUUUCUGUGACUUGGUCAAGGAAAUAGUUAUGGAAUACAAGUUGGGAGAGGGGUUGGGGUGAUGAGUAGAGAGAGUGUAAUAACACACACACGUGCGGUGGACUGUUAUUCCGUCAUGGAAGAAUAGUUGUUUCUCGCAAAGUAGACAGGAACAACCUUGGGCAAAGAUUAUUCAUGAGGCGUGUAACACUUAGUCAUUCAAAUAGAGAACAGGAACUACCUAGACUAUGCAAACUAUCAUUUACGGUCAAGACCUAUUUGAUUCUGUUGCUCGUCUUUUCAGCUGCUCUGGACAGCCAACCUGGUAGCGGGAGUAAUGGAGAUGAGGAACAGGGUCGGGCUCAUGCGUCAGGAGACAAAGAAUCACAGAUGGAUCAUGAGAAGCUACACUCGCUGAAGCUUCUGCUUUUGGAUGAACUGUUGGUUCAUCUUCCUAAGUUGAAAGAUGUUGGUGGUGUCCAGGCCAUACCCUUCAUGCAGGUUUGAUGAUAGGACAUUAUUUAAACAUGCUCUAUUUUCUUCAUUCCGGGGCAGGAUAGUUCCAAGAAAAUUCACGAAACUACUCAUGGAGAAAUUAUGGUCGUUAGGACAUCAACUAUCAUGUCACUUCUAUAAGCUACACACUUAAAAAACAACGAGGUUGAAUAAUGUAGAGAAGUAUAAGUAGGUGUUUUGUGAUGACCGAAUGCCUUUAAAACCUUAACAAUCUGUAGACGUACAAAGAAAAAAAAGCAUAUGUUUUCGAAAAUUACUUUGUCAUUAACACGAUUACUAGGUUUGCAGGUCAUAGCAAUCCACCCUGUGCCUCUUCAAACAUUUUGAGCGCCAAGAACAAAAAUUGGCACGAUCAUAUUUUGGGUGUGACUCUGUAAUUUGGACAAUUCAAACAAGAAAAAACCGAUUACGCUGGAACUCAUAGAUUUCGUCGCCACACAUAAUAGAAAUGUGUUAUAAACUGUACGCUGCAGGAUGAACAUCUGAUCCAAUUUCUUAAUUUUAGGUCUUGCUGAUGCUGAGUUCUGAUUUGGAAGACAGCGAGAGAGACAGGGCAGCAUUGAGUAAAGUGUUGUCGACAUGCCUUGAAGAGCUGAAGCUGGAUCAGAUGGUAACUGUUCAUGACUUUCCUGUUUUAUUACCAUCCUCUCAACCAAUCAAAUAAAAAAACUAAAACUAAUCGCGACUUAGUCACUCGCGUUCUGCUGCACCUUUAGCUGUUUGGUUACUUGUUUAUGCUUUGCGUCUUCAUUACUUCCACGUGAUAGUUUCUUACCUUUGUUUUUCUGUUUUGAUUAAUUUGGUUUUUUUUUACGGCUCUCAUAAGAAAUGUCACAAGAGAUUGCUUGUUUACUUAUUAUUCUUUACACUAUGUUAUCUGCUCGGAAAUUUAUGAAGAUGUUUGGGUUGUAACAAAGUAACUGAAGCUAGCUUAUAAUAUAUAUUAGCAAGCUUCAUAAGUGAACUAGAGAGAAAAUAACAGUUUGUUCGUUGCAGUUUUUCCCUUGGUAUUACCCAGCAUAGUUUCAAGCUGGUAAUCAUUCAUUUCAGUUUGUAGUCACUAUUAUGGUCGAUCACAGUUGCAUACUAUGGGUAUGAAACUUACAAUGGAAACACCAUUGUUACAUUAUUUUAGCAGGAUGUGAAACACAUUUCAUCCCGAACCAAACAACACGAGGUCUGGCUGAUUAUCAUGAGGCUGUUGAGUGUACUGAUGUCAAGAACAAAGUCUAGUUCAAAAACUGGCUCUGAGGUAACGAAAAUUUGUCAAUUUUGUAAAAAUCUGAGGGCUCGGAAGCGAAAUUUUCAGUAUCAACUGUGGAAGUAAUACAGGAUUGCAUUGGUUUUGCUUUACUUUGCUAAGUGAUUGGCCUUUUAAACGUAUGUUUUCUCGGUCACUCGCGUUUUCUCUAAAAGCAGGAAAGGGGCCAUGUACACGUUUUCCUUUCUAAAUUUUCUGAAAUAGGAGAAUUUAAUUUAUCGAAACUAGAGGAUCUUAACCGACAGCCAAGUGAUCCAUUUUACAUCUGUGCUUAGUUGUUUAGUACAGUGCUUAUUUAACAGCUACGCCAAAAGUGCAACCUUUCAAACGUGUAAAUUUAAGAGAAUGAGAGUGGAAUGAACUGCAACAAUUGUCAGUAGAAAAGAAGUUUGUUAGAAUAACUGCAAAUUUGUUUUCAAAACGUGUGUAACUAGACACCAGUAACUCACGACGGAUAUUUUUCCCCUCAAGGCUUCUUCUCUGGUGUGUAGACAAACGUCUGCCACAUUGUGUGAGGUGGGAAUUACAAGUAACUGUCUGAACAUUCUGAAGACUCUUUUGGAGCACUGGAGAGAGGUGGCCAGCCACGAGGAAGUAAGAUUCCAUUUGGAAAAAUAAACACCAAGAUCUUAUCAUUGUUGCUUGAACAGCUUUAUGUGGACUUCAAACUGAAAUGACGAAAAUGUCAAAUAAGAAUCUUAUAUCAUUGCGAAAUAUUACUCUGAUAUUAAUUGGAAAGGCACAUGGUGCUUUUAGGCAAAGAACGGAAGUAUUCGAGUUGACCUGAAUAAUAGAAACUCUGUAAUCAAAUUUCUUCUGUGUUCGAGUCUUCCAAUCUCGCACUUUAUUUAAGAAACUUUCCUUCCUCAGUAGAUGCUGUUGAUGUAACAUCAUGCUUUCGACUUUAAACGCUUUCAACCAACUCCGUAAACUUAGAGAAAAAAAUAUUUUUGUUUAUGUAGGAGGAACCGUCAGGUAUCGGUGGAGCAUUACUGAAGCCUCAUCCCACAAGCCCACCGCCGGACAUGUCACCAUUCUUCUUGAGACAGUAUGUCAAGGUGCGUUCUGUUAAUAAGAAGAUCGUUUUGUCUAACGACAGAUACUUCAUAUGAUCUUGUUAAUAUAGUCCAAUGAAAGAAACCCUCUUGUUGGUAAGCAGUGAUGAGGAGAAAUUUUUAAUUGAGGAUCCAAAGUUAUACGACACAACAUUGGUUAAGAUCUAUUGUGUGUUUGAUCGGUGAAGAAAAACUUGCGCCAACUUCUCAGCCGAUCAGUUCAAAACGCUUGUCGCGAUCUGGUUUAGUGGCCGUUCUUAUGAUAGUUUUCUUGGUUUUUACUUUGACUUCUCAACGAAAACUUUUGAUACUCUCGUCUGUUCCUAUUGGCUGUUGCUGCGGUUUUCAGACACUCCUCGAAAUGCACUUGUCUGUCUUUUAUAUUUACUGCACGUUGUAUCAAAUCACUUGCGAAAUGUAAACUUUCCAACACUGUUCAAAGUUCGCUUGUGUUUACGCAACGCAAAGAAAGUUCUACAGCGACUGGAUUUGAUUGGAAAUAUUUGUGACAUUGUUCUAAGUUCAUUCGUCAUUUAGGGCCACGCCGGAGAUGUUUUUGAAGCUUAUCCACAGCUACUAACCGAAAUGGCUCUGAGACUUCCAUACCAGGUAAGUGUGAUAGCAAUCGACUUUUAAAAAACAAACAACCAAUCGUGCAUUAAGAUUGAUUGUUGGUAUCACAUUGCGCAUACGUAUUGUGAUGAUAAGAAUUUUUAUGUCAAAUGGAGACAAAUAGAGUAAAGUCGUAAUUGUAGGCAUAAGUCUAGAUGAUUGGUUAAAACUUUGUUCAAUUGCAGGUGAAAAAGGUUGCAGAUUCUCUUCAUCUUGACAAUUCUCCACAGUUUGGCGAGGAAUGGUAUCAAAUCUUGUGCGAGGUUAGUGAGGCAGAAUAUACGGAAAAGUUGACUUAGUUUGGUUUAAUCUUAGCAAUAUACACACACAACAACCUAUAUCAUGCACGUAAUUUUUCACUUCUAACAUUUGAAUAUCGUUUUCUUUUAUUUUAGUACCUUUUGAUUCAGCAGACUCCAUUUGUGAGGAGACAAGUGCGAAAGGUAAGUAAUCAAUCUAAAAGGUUGCCAUUCACUUUCAUCUAUGGCGAAGGAGAAGAUCUGACCUUUUCUGUCAUCCUAAGAAACAGAAAUUUGUAAUAGAUGUGUUUUCCGUUCGAGAAGAAAUUCUUUUUCCUCUAAAAAGGUACAUUGAGGCCUUCCAAAAUUUAUUUAGAGCUUUCUAAAUUAGUGCGAGGUAAAUAACUGGUUAGAAUUUUAAGAGCAGGCUUGCCUCAGACUGAUUCAAGCAUUUUAUGUCACGAUGUGUUGGACUGUAUUCACAUAGCCUUAAAUCUUGACUUGUGCCUCUUUCUCCUCCUCCACAUAAUCGUUAAUCAUCUUUUUCUUUCUGUAGCUGUUGCUGUUCCUGUGUGGAUCCAAAGAAAGCUAUCGUCAGUUGAGAGACCUUCAUGCUCUCAAAUCACACAUGAAAAUUGUUAGGUGAGAUUUCAAAGUCUGUUUUUGUAGUAGAAAGUCAGAAUUAAUGUAUAAAAUGUAAAAAAGAUUUCUCCUUAAGCCAUUAUUCUUACUAUUAUCUCCAUUUUUUGGGAGAGCCUAUUUUGUUUUUUUAAUGUGAACGAUUGUUCAAAUGAACAAAUGAACUAAAUUUACAAAAAUAAAAUUUAGGAAUUACUUGUAGCUAGAGUUGUUAACUUUGUUUGUGUGGUAGCAUUUGUUGUAGUGGUGAUGGUAGUUGCUGUUGUGUUUUUGUUGGCAAAAAUUUUUAGCGAUACGGUGCUUUCUUAUUUCAGGACAUUCUGUUAAUCCAAAUUUUAAGAUCUUAAACUAGGCCCCAGUUUUUCGAAGGAUGGAUAAUGCUAUCCACUGGAUAAAUCUCUUUACGGUGGAUAACACAGAACGUUUUGGUUACUUUUAUCCGCUGGAUAGCGAUUUAUCUGUUGGAUAGCGUUGUCCGCUCGUUGAACAACUAAACCCAGGUAUUUAUCAGAGUAUAUCAUUUAAUAGGGACCUGAGCAAGCAAGGUGGUUUUAGAUAUGAAAAUCUGAGCAAUCCUCCGAUCAACUUACCUUAUGACACUCUCAUUACACUGGUGAGUAAUCUUCGUACCAUUUUAUAGCUAGACAACUUUAAUUGAUAAUAAUGCAAUGCGUUAGUAAUGCUUCCUCUUUGUUAACUGUUUUACCUUGUAAUGUGAUACACUUAGUAAAAGUUGUUGGGUAUUUUUCCUGGAGCAGUUUAAAUAGGUAGCUAUAAACAAACUAUAAGAAAGUCGGUCAUCAUUCUCUCACGAGGGGAGUCUUGUCACGCGUAAUUGUCGAAUUUUUUUGCGAUUGCAUUUCUUUGGGAGAGAAAUGCUUGGCUGCUAAUGAUUUCGCUUUUGCACUUACGACUGAUUUCUCCAUACAUAGUUUCUGGGAAAAAUUUCGCAGGGUUUCAAUAGAAAGAUAAGUUUGGUUUUAUUAACUGAUUUGACAAUGUAAAUUAGCCACCACACACAGUUUCGCUCUGACGAAGUGCUAACGCUCGAAACUUCAGCGUAGAAACUCGUUGCAGUUGCCAAUUCACCUAAUCAACUCAGCUGAUAAAAUAUAUGCUCCACCACCAACGCAAAAACACGGUUUCUUUAGAAACUGACCCCCUUUAUUCAUUGGUUUCAAUAAAAAGCCGGUUCCCAGUCUACCGCCUCCUGUAAGACCGCUCACCACCUUCUGUUGAGCCUGCGAGCAGGCUUUUGUGUCUGGGUCUCGCCCUACGUUACAGCUGCCUAUUUCACUAUCGGCAGCCCCUUACGGAAAAACGUUAUUGAAACCCCUGCAUUUCGGUUCUUUUAUUUGUCAUAAGGUAGAUGUUAUUAAGGUGUGCAGUGCAAUGUGAGUCUGUUUAUUCAUGUUAUGUCAUUACGAUUUUCCUUCCAUGCAGAUUGAACACUUAAAGGCAUGUUCUGAAAUUGCGUCAAGUCGUAUCAGCAACUGGCAGGCAUUCUGCCUUCAGGAAACAGGUCAGUGUAUCUUCCACUGGUGUUUAUCAUCAAUACAGUGGGCCCUCUCCUGUAGGACUCCUCUUUGUGGGGACACCUCACUCUAAGCGACAUAUAUUAUACUCCAGACUAAAAAAGAAAUGCUCCUAUAAACGUUGUAUCUGGUAGCGUAAUUGGAGGGAAAUCCUUGUAUAAGGGUCACUUUUCUUAGUCUUAAGGGUGUUCCCUGAAUGAAUGCCCCAUUGUAUCAUUAUUAUAUCACGACUGAUAACAUUGCUGGUGAAAGCAACGGAGUAACAGUCAUCAGAGCGGUAUGUGCCUCUGUUUUGACUCCUUGUGCGAGGGACGGUAAAUGAAGGUGAAAGUACCGUAGACAACCUACCCCUCCCCUAACUCAACAUCAGUCAGUUGAUAACAAGUUAGGGUUAAUGUUGGGUUCGGGGAGGGGUAGGGGUAGGUGGGCAGUUGCCCAGAUACUGAUAUUGAUGCGAAACUACUUUACUUUACUCAAGUCGUGAAAUGGUGAACAAUUGAUAGAAUCCUAGUUGUAAAAUGUUAGUUUUAAAAGCUCUAAAACGCAUGUAGAGAUUUACAUGUAAGGUGAUAAUGAUGCUCUUGGCCUCAUGUUGCAGAUACCCUGCCAUUUCUGUUGAGGAGCAGCUUCCUGUUUGAAGAGGGUGUCACGCCUCUAAUGUUACAGUUGUUGGGAUAUGCCAUUUGUGAAAUGAAGUCUCAGCCAUCAAGCUCUCCACAGAAGAGCAAGAAGGACAAGGACAAAGAGAAAUCGAAGAGCAAAGAUAAGGAAUCUGACAAAGACAAAGAAAAACACAAGGACAAGGAGAAGGCUUCAGGUUAGUCUUUUAAUUGCCAAGGAAAGAGAUGCCCAUUGUUGGGGUGUUUUUAGAUUGAGCCCAUAGUUAGACUGAUACCAAGGUAACGUUGAUUCCUUCGGCAGAAAUUUCGUAGGAAACCAAUCAGAACUCCACGUUAAAACUAGGAAACUAGUGAAGGCUCGUAGAAACGCGAGCGAUUGAGAAACUGGCACCAAUUCUCUAUACCAAUCAAAUAGCAUAGUAAAGUAAAAGAAAAGAAAAGAAGAGAAGUCUUUAACUCUCAACACUCCACUGAAAGUUUCUUUAAAUUAUGCAAGAAAUUCUUGUGCCCUUCCUAAGGUGAACGAGUUGUUUGAAUAUAGUUUGCAUAUUCCAAGUGGUGAACUUUCUUCUUGCUUAUUUUUAAGUUAUACUGAAAGUUACUUUCGAAUUUUACCAAAAUGACAGCAUCGUAGUAAUGAUGCAUGCCACUUAACCACAGACUAAAGAUUUUGUUUCAUUGAGAGUAUAAGUUUGGAAUAUUUAUAGUGGAUUUAUAGUGGCUUUAUAGUGGCUUUAAAGCUAUGCAUAUGUUUUAUCAGCCGCGUUUUAAAAUGUGGUUAUUUUUGUAGGCUCAGGAGACACUGGGAGGAGUGAAGGUAGGUUGACCACAUUUUAAGGCCAUGGUAAAAUGUGGGGUAAAUUGUCAUCGUUCCUCUUUUGGGGGGUCUGUCUCACCUCGAAGAGUGACUAGCUUCUAAUUAAACAAAUUCUGUUCAUCAGUGCCACGGGAAAUGUUUUAAAGAACGUUAUUAUAUCUCCCAAUUAGCGGGCCGUAUUUCACUGUGCGGCCCGUCAAAUUGAAAGGUUUGUUUGAAUUGAAAAUUUCCCCCUCUGUUUGAACUCAGAGGUGUAAUAAAUAUCUUAAAAUCCUCGUUUUCUCGAUCCGUACUGUAAGUUACGGAACCUCGUUUUGUCCACUUGGAAAACGCAAUUUAUAGAACAGACCUCGAACUCGGUUAGUGAAAGGUAUGUAAGAAAAUAUGUAUACGUGCGUGCUCAGUAAAAACACAACCUUCCACCCUUUCACUUCAAAAGGUUACUGUUUCAUAAAGGGGAACUUCUCCCUCCUGUUUUCUUACAUUUUGACUGUUUCAUAAAGGGGAACUUCUCCCUCCUGUUUUCUUACAUUUUCAAGUUUAAAAGGUGAUGAGAAAAAAUAAAAAUAUUCGACUAGGAAAUAAUUGUUUUUGUAACAUUAACUUCUCAGAGCUAAAUUUCACGAAAUGUGACAACCAGUAGUGAGAAUGGACAUUUAGACCUUUCACUCAUUUAGAGUGAAAGGUUAAAAAACGAUACUUUAUCCUGGGCCCUUUUCUAUCCUUCCCUUGGACCCCUUUUUGUCCUUCUGCUGGGGCCCCUUUCAAUCCUCCCCUUGGGCCCCUUUCUGUCCUUCUCCUGAGCAGUCCAUCGAUUUCGGAGUGGACUGACCUCUUCUUGAACGAAACGGGACAUGUUUCCUAUGCAUUGUUUUGUGAGAUCUAGUUCAAUUUUGCUAAAAUAAUAUAUCUGUUGUAUUCAGCAGCUGCUCAGAGCCUGGUUCAGUUGCUACAUGACAGUGUCGAUGGAGAACUGAUGAUUCAGUUUGUUCAGACCUUCCUUUUAGAGUCCAAUGCGACUGCCGUCAGGUGGCAAGUUCACGAACUGCUUUACAAUAUGCACAAGUAUGUCCACGUUCUUUCUGUUUUGUAUUGCUUUAAAUCAUUUUUAGCCACAGAGAGGGUUCACAUACUCUUCAUAUUUCUUAUUAUAAACGCUACAACGACUCCCCUUCCGAGAUCGAAAGUGCAAGACAUUACUUUUCUUCUUGCCUUUUCCAAACUUUACUUAUUACUCUGAAGAGUUUGCAUUUUUUUGGUUGCUUUUUUUUGGUUUUUGGAGCUGCCGUUAGGUUUUUCGCUUGUAGGCUUGCAAGGAUGUUGAAGCUUCGAAUUCAUCGGCGCAUUACGGGCGUGUCAAAGCGUUUAUUGUGUUAUAGUUAUACAUAUUUAAGAAGUAACCUCGUCUUUUUAUUCAACUUAAAUCUGCUAGGUACUCAACUAACGACCAGCAAGUGAAGUUAUCCAAGAUGCUGUGGAAAAUCUGGCCAUAUCUACCAGACUAUGGCCGACGAGCGGCUCAGUUUGUUGAUCUUCUGGGCUACUUUUCGAUCAAGUGUGAAUCAAGCUCUCAUGAGGUAUUUGCCUCAAACUAAUAAAGUAUUCGUGCGAUGAUAUUACAAGAGGUGGCGAUUAAGUCUUUCAAAUAUCUCUUAAGGGUUGGGUUUAGCUAAAACUGUAUACAUUUUGUCACAUUUUGUUCCUUCUGUUUUUGUUACCGUGGAUACACUACGCUAUUGCGUUUGCCAAACCUUAUAUUCGCCAGCAAGUUUUCCUUGAAAAGUCUUCCACGGCAGUGUGGGUGAAAAGAUAUAUAAUAGUUUUUGCUUAACCCUUCCCCCCUCCCAAAAAAAAAAAAAAUUCCUCUUUAAUCAAAUGUUUACAGCAAUGGCAAAUAUUUCAAGGUGAUGGCUCAUCUCUCCCUCCUCCCUUGGUGAAAACAAAGACGUUCACGGAACUCUUGGUGGAUUUUGUUUUGCUGUCUUCAAGAAGUAUGUGCUUUGCGACCCCAUCGGUAAAAAUACUUCCUCUUAGGGGGAAGAGAGCGGAAGGUGGCCGACCCACCACCUCAAUGAAUCAAUCAGAGCAUAGAAUUCGCUACAUCUUUCUAGCUCGCAGAGCAACUAAUGUAAUAAAUAUGAAAUAAAUGGCAGCUGAACCAUUACAAUUAAUGACUAUAUCUUUCUAAUACCACGCCGACGAUAUGGUCGUAAAGACAUUCUGACGAGUUUGUGAUUUUCAGUUGCAGGAAUAUUGUGUAAAGGCAGUUCAAGUAUUGAUGGUACAGAAUAAUGUUCUUGCAAACCAUCCUAACUCUAACGUUUACAGGUCAGUAUGUGCGUGCACAACAUUUUGUUAUUACUGGUUGGUCAAAGUAGCGUGCCACGUGUCAUUCACACUAAAGUAUAUAAUCUCUGAUUUUGUCAUACAGGAAAAAAGUUUUUAAAGUUUGAUAAAUUAAAUUUAAAGUUUUAAUCCCUGUGUGUGUUAUGCCUUUUUGACAUUGUUUUUCUUCUUCAGACCGAUUUUUAUUUUCAAUGAUGUGUAUAAUUUACAAAUUGGCAAUCGCAAAAAUCAUACACGAUUGCAGUGUUUUCUGGAAGUUAAUGCUAUUUGUUGUUGUUUUUUUUUUGUUUAGGAUGUUGUCCGGAUUUGUUGAGUUUGAUGGCUAUUAUCUGGAGAGUGAUCCCUGUCUUGUCUGUAACAAUCCGGAAGUUCCUUUCCAGGUGUGACUUUCCUUAUUCAUUUACGUCCUUUGUAGCCCUUCCUCAGCUGUUUUUCGGGAUUUCACGCAACAGCUGUAAAUUUUAAACUGCAUGAGAAAUUUAUACCAUUUUAUUUAUACCCACCUUGUGAUAACGCCAUCGUGAACCUUUUUCGAAGGUUCUUAUUUCAACUGAAAAAAAAAUAUAUGUAUUUCACCCAUAACAAAACUAUUGGAAUAAGAAGGACUCCUUGCGUACCUAGCGUCUUCUAAACACCAGAGAGUCGCAAGAAUUCCACUUGUUAUGCAAUUCCGAGACAUGGACGAGGGUUUGCUUAGUGUUAUCUUGUAAACUUGUUUUGUUCAUAAAUUUGGCUCAUUCUAUAAACUUUUAUUUUACAGUUACUAUCGUUUAAUGUUAACUGCUAUUUUGCAGAGAAGUUAAUGACCUCUCAAUUGCACAAUUUGUAUUUAUCAGAGCCUGAAGCUGUCUGCCAUCAAAGGAGAUUCCCGCUUCACUACAACGUGUCAGCUUGUAAAGCUGAUUGGAAGUCACACAAUCUCAAGAGUUACGCUGAGGAUUGCAGAUCUCAAGAGGCAAAAAAUGGUACAGUGUUACACUGUCAAGAUUUGUUCACAGAUAAUCAUCGAGAUAUCUAUUUUAUUGAUACCAUGGAAGACAUCUUUUAUCUUGCUGUAUUGACUUGCUGAUUUAAUGUCGUAAUCAUGUUUAGCCAGCGCUCCAACUUGUGACCGUUUUGAUCCACAUGGCGAGUAGGAAGAAGUUUAGGGGACUUCAUUUGGAACUAAAGGCGCCAAUUUGUUUUUGGCGCUCAAUGAGCGAGUGGUAAUGUUGUCUUUUUGAUCCAAAAUAACCCUGAGACACAAUUUCUUAAAAUUAUUUUUGCCCCGUUGUUUUUGUCACUAAGAUUUGCCUUUUCUCUAUGGUGUUGUGCGUAAACCGCUAAAACCGUUUGCCAGCCAGCUUUCUUUUUCUAUCAGUCUUUUAUGGGUGGCCUACCAGUUAUUUCGACUGAUGAUUUUGUCGAAGUCGCCUUGUGGCGAGUUUUUAAAAAAAAAAAUUAGCUUGCAACUCAGGCUUCUGUGCAAAGGGGGGGUGAGAGCAAUACUCAUGUCUCCCUUUCCUUGUUUCGUUUUUUUAUGAUAGGUCCGAACCAUUAAUUUAUACUACAACAACCGCACCGUGCAAGCAGUCGUGGAACUGAAAAACAAGUAAGUUCUCAACUUUGCCGUGUUUCUACCGGCUGUCACGCUGAGUUUACAGUCUAACGGUUUUCUCCAAAUAAAUCAACAUUUGACGGUCUUUCAAUAUCGAAUCGUUUAAAUAAUGAAAGCAUUCGCAAAUUGCUAUGUAUUGUUGAAGUAAAAUUUAAGAUUUCGAGACAAUGAGUAUACCACGACAUAACAGCUGACUGCUAAUGGGUCUCUACAACACCAUGAAAUGACCGAAAUGUAAUGAAACUAGUGGUCUGAAUAUGGCGCGUUAUUUUUCUGAAGCGUGUUGAAAACUAUUAACUUCUAUUGUAGGAGAUCCUUGUGGCACAAAGCAAAGAAAUGUCACCUCACUCCAGGCCAAACAGAGCUAAAGGUUUGAAAUUUUUGAUUCAAGUUUUUCAUUGUUGCCUUUAUCUCGAUUGAGGCUAUGUCGUAAUCUUCCCCACUUUAUUUAUAGGUUGACUUUCCACUGCCUAUAGUUGCCAGCAACUUGAUGAUCGAAUAUGCUGAUUUCUACGAGAAUUUUCAGGUACAUUUCUCUUUAAGUGAGCUCAAUAUUUCCAAUUAUGUUCGGGAAAUUCAGUGUCUUUGUUAAGUGAACAGGGGUUUACUAACGCAUCUUUAAUUUUGAUCUAUAAUCACUCUUUAUUUUUUUUCUACCUGUAAACACUGGUGCUUGUUUUGUCUCAAAGUUCUUUAUUUGAAUCAAUGUAAUUUCUCUUCAGUAUUGAGCGAGUGUAUCCAGGCUACCAUUUAAGCUACUUUGUCUGUGUUUCAGUCAACCGACCUAUAGAGAUCUUUCAAUUCCAAGAUCUGAAAGCUUAUUCUCCUUAUCCUUGACCAUACAAGCCUUUUUUGCCUACUCCUGAAAGUUUAGUGUUCUAUCAAGACACUUUCCCCUAUUUGAUAAUUUUCUAAAUCUCAUUAGCUUGACAUGUUGAUGAAAUUGUAAGGAGAAUUAGUAGGUUGGUCGUUCCUGGGAGUAAAAAUGUUAAGUUAUUUCUUGAUAUAUUAUGUCCUUCAUGGCUAUCUGGCUCCACUGGGUGAUCGGGAUCGCAAAGGGACUGGAAAUUGAAGAAGCACAAUUUAAGUUUUGGAUUUUUUUUUUGUCAUGUAGGCUUCCUCCGAAACUCUCCAGUGCCCCCGUUGCAGUGCAUCCGUAAAUGCUAAUCCUGGUGUUUGCAGUAACUGUGGAGAGAAUGUUUACCAGUGCCACAAGUGCAGGUUUAGUGCUUGUUUUGUGUUUCUGCUUUAAAUUUUAAUUUUGUAGCGGAGCACGUCGGAGAUGACUUCAUCUCAAGACAAACUAUAACUCCUCACUAUUCUUAUCUUGAUUUCUUGUUUCCUUCUGCUUGUUUAGCUGUCUGCUCUCUCCGGUUUUUCUAUAGUUUAGUUUUUGUUGCUGUUGUUGUUGUUGUUUUUGUUAUUUUCGUUGUUGUCAUUGUUGUGUUUGAGGUUUAGCCUAAGUAACUCUAAUACGCUGGUGGAUCCUUGUUGAUUUUUUUCAUUCUUUGAGAGUCUUUAAAAGAAAGAGAGAUAAGGGUAUGGCUUCGUUGGUAUUCAUUCAACUGCUUGAGUAGUUUUCGUGUCGACAGCAUUUUUACAUUUCGUGGGUUUGCGUCGUUAAACCUCCCCACGAAUUAAAUCACUUUAGCGAAGUGCAAUUGGUCACUUGCAUCUCCUGCUCUGGAAACCGUUUACCUGCACCAUAAAAUAAUAAUCUAAUCACUUUGAGCUGUCAUUAGCUCUUGACGACAAUUUCAUUUGUUUUGAUUGACCGGAAGGAGUGUAUUGGGUUUGGUUUUCAGUUCUCCGUCGCAUUGUAGGCUUAUUUCAAACAGAUUUCACAGGGCAGUGACAAUCAAACUGCUGUUGAAUCCUUUCAGGUCAAUAAACUAUGACGAGAGGGAUCCAUUUUUAUGCAAUGCAUGUGGAUUCUGCAAAUAUGCCAAGUUUGACUACACACUUACAGCUAGACCAUGUUGUGCUGUGGACCCGAUUGAGAAUGAAGAGGACCGAAAGAAGGUAGAUUUUGAGAAAAACACAGAGAUUAUUACAAAACAAUUAAAAAAGAAAAAGAAACCUUUUUUGGAAGAAAGGCGAAGCCCUUUUAUUUCAGCGAUGCAUUUUUACAUAACUCGUGUACAUGAUAGACAGGGAUUGUCACUCUUAGUAAGGUAGAGACUGAUUUAAAUUUGGAAAAACGGAACCUACAGAGGGGUUGGUAAAUGUAAUGUAAAUUUGAUCCCCCUUUGGAUACUGGCACUUGAAAAACAGACUUAAUGACGAAGUCAAUUUCACGGAUUGUUUGUGCUGACAGGCCGUCGGAAACAUCAAUUCACUGCUGGAGCGAGCAGAUAGGGUUUAUCGCCAGCUUGUGUCUCACAGACAGCCCUUGGACCUUCUGUUAAACAGGCUUCUCGAGCAUGGACAGCAAGAACCACUACAGGUGAACAGUGCAAUGGCUAUGAAAUAUAAGUAUGAUGUUAAGGAGAAAGGAGAAACUAACAUGAGCUGCUGUUUUUGGUUGUAUUAUUUGGGAAGGUUGUCAGAGAUAGAAGGAUAGACUAAGAUCUGGGAGCAUGUUUCCCAAGAAAACUAUUUUAAAUUUUUGCUUUGAAUUAAUUGGUGAGGGGCAUCCCUGCUUCAUCCCGCUCUUGUUGUAUACAUUUCUCAAACGUUACAAACUGGAACAGCUAAAAGUAAUACAAGUUUGGAUGGUUCGAUUUUGACGGGAUACAAACCGUACUUAAAGGGUGGGUAGGUGAGAAUCUCAAGUGGCGGACGCUAAAGAAAGAAACCUACCGUCUCCAGAUCGAAUGACCCAUUACCACGUUCUAGCAUAGUUUCAGUCGACCCUCUCGACUUAUUUUGUUCCAUGUUCCAUGAUACUGGCAGAUGGCCUUCCAUGAUCACUCAGUUACCCUGUAAUUUCACAUUCUAUACGAAUGAUGCUACGUAUUGAAACGAAGAAAAGAAAGUGUCAUUUUUCAAGCUCUUAGUGGCAUGGAAGCUUUAUGUUCACCAAACUAAGAGAGCUAGGAUUGAUAACCUUAGCUGUCUGUUUUGUCAUUUAUUCCGUGCUGUAUACAGUAUCAUGACAAUUUUCAAAGUGGUAACCUUUAUCCCUCAUGUGACAGGAGAGUAUACCCGCUGCCGCACCGACAGCAGCACAAAUAGUUGCGGGAGCUUCAGCAUCCAGCAGUUCUUCUGCUAAUACGGGAGUCAACAAGGCCAUCCAAGCUUUGGCUCAUCGCUAUUGUGUUGAGUGUAAGGGCACAUUUGAUGAACUCAGCAAGAUCACUCAGGUUUGAACAAUCUUUUUUCGAAGAUUUCAACUGAUAACCUGUAAUACACAUGAAUUCGAGUCUCGUCCCCUUAGUUACAGCUGAUCAGACAAAGAUCGAUAAUUUUGUCAGUGGAUGUAGAUUUUCUAACUGAUCGUUGAAAGCAAGAGUGUGUUGGUGUCCUGACUGUGAAUUUUUUGCAUGAAACUUCUAACACCUGAAAUUUAGAUUAAUCUGUUGAUCAGUAACAAGUUUUUUUGUGGGAUAUGUAGAGCUGCGUCGAAGCGACGUUGUUGUUUAUCUAUUCCAUUAAGUAAUUUUUGUUCAGUAAUCGUACACUUUGGAUAGACGCACAACUAUAGACAGAUGAUGGUACUCUGAAGCCGCUGAUACACAGGUUUUUUUUUUCCAACACGUCCCUUCUUUAUCCAACAGAAAGUACUAGCCUCCCGGAAGGAGUUGCUCGAGUAUGACUGCCGCGAGUGUAAAGGUCCAACAGAAGGCGCUAGCGGUUCUUUGUUGCUUACGACGGGUGCUAAGGGUUUGCCUGGAGAAUGUUAUGGUUGUGCAUCGGCUGCUAUAGAGCACUGUGUCACACUAUUGAGAGCAUUAGCCAUGGUGCCAGGGACUCGUAAGCAACUGGUGGAAGAGGUACGUAAAGCAAGUAUUUUGGAUAUUCUCUGUACAGUUUAGAACACUGUCAAGGAAACGAGUGGCUAUAUUUAAGAACUGUCGUUGAGGGGAGAAACUGCAUAUUGCUAUGGAAGCAACAUCGAAAGUAUCUUGCGUUGGGAUAGGGUGAGGGAGAUGCUGCAAUUUGAAUUCAGUCGUCGCUAGACAUAAAUGUUUCACAUUUUCAUGUUCUUGAGUUUUAGACUUGAAUUCUGAUCUCGUUGUUUCUCUAGGGCCUCAUACAAGAACUUGUCGAGUUCAACCUGCAUGAAGGCACUCCGCAGAUGAGGAGUGACGUGAGACAUCUGCUGUGUUUGUUGACCAAAGAUAACGAAGUUGCCACAAAUCAACUGAAUGAAAUAUUAAUCGGAGCAGUUGGUGAAGCUGUCGGUAGCCAUAAAUCUAAUCCCGCUGUGGUAGGUAUUCGUGCUUCGUAUGUCAAAUUUUCAUAUGAGCUAUGUGAAAAAGUUAAAGUCGUUUUCCGCGACGAAAAACGCAGCUCUUUAAUGAAGCGAGAAACAAACCGCAGUUGGGGUUGUCAGAGAAGCCUCUGCCAUUGUUCUUAAGUUUUCUUUUAGCUCUUCUCCACAAACCGAAACUCUGGCUCGGAUUGAUGAUUUCAGGGCACAAAGUUUUUUUUUCUGUUUGGCUUCUUCAACGAAGUCAACCAAAUCACAAGGUUUAUAUUUAUCUUUCCUCGUUGCAGGUCUCAGGAAUCAGUCGGGAAAUGCUACUUUUGAGUAAUGCAGUUGAGAUGGAGGAUUCAUGCUGGGAGAUGCGUUUGAGAUGCGGUUAGUAUCUAAAUGUUGAAUCCAUUGCAGUUGAAGCGGUUUACUUGAAAAAUAAAAAUAGGCACAUUUUAGUGUUAGAUUUUCCUUUGUUGUAUUUGUGUCUUUGUGGCUCGUAUAGCAUUCUGUACUUCUAAAAGUGAAUCAUAUUGGUGUCUGUCUUUAUCUCUUAGUAAUGACACUAUUCAUGAUGUCUGUGGAGGUACGGAGUCCCCUUAUCAUGGAAAGCAUCACCGUACCCUGUCUAAAGAUCUUACUUAAACUUGUGAAACCCCCUUCACCCAGCAGUAAAACCAAUAAGGUGGGUUUCUUUGUUUAUACAACUGGCAUUUUAGACAUUUCCAAACAGACUUUUGCAGAUGUAAAUGUUUUAUUCUUUAGGCUUAUUGGAAGAUUCUGCCCCUUUCUAAAACUAACAAGCAAACCAGCCAACAAAAACAGCAAAACAAUUAAAGGAAAGCUUUGGCUGUGGUUGUAUUAGUGUGUACGAGACACUAGCGUAAAGCCUUAAUCAUAAAACUUCGCGCUAACGAAAUGGUCCAUGUUACCAGUGUUUCUUCGCACUAUUUCUUGCAAUUAAUUUACUUCGAAAUAUUCUUUAUGGCUAUGCGUUUGGUUUUCAGCAAGAAUAGAUGGCGAUUUAUCAAAUGAUAUUAAGCAUCAUAAAAAAGGAAGUUAAACUUUAAAAAUAUAAUUUUGUGAGAGUGAACUAGAAGGGAACCAAGAUAGUAGAAGAUGGCGAGGAUUGACACAGAUUGCAAAUCAUAAACUGCAAAAAUGGGGCAAGUUACUUGAGCCGAGGCUUGGUAGCUUUUCAUUUAGUGGUUUGUGCCUUUUUUUCCCCUCAUGAAGGACAAAGAUUGCAAGUCGUUGGGCUCAGUUCAAGGUUAUAGUGACGUGCGCAUUAAAGCCAAGCAAUGGAUGGAUGGAGAUGCCAGCCAUACUUAUUCUCAUUGGAAAGCCAUGGCUCCCACUAAAUCUAAAGUAACAAAUGGGGAAAACCGCAGUGAAGCACGGAAACGACACCUGAUGGAGAAGUACGGCAGGAAGUGGAGAGAAAGGACCAAGAGGAACGAAACAAGUGACGAGCAGGAUCUGCGCGAGGAGGAGUGGCUGAGACAAGUGCUGUUUACUCCGUCUAACAGGGCAGCGCGAGAGAUGGCCUGCACUAUGAUAGAGUCUUUGUGUCAGGUACAUUUAAAGACAUUAAAAACAUUAUUCAAAUGUGGAAAGGGGGAAAUGAUGGUUUAAGGAAAAUGUACCUUAGUCGAAGGAGUAGAUUUAGGUAUUUCUAUGAUCUCAGUUAGUGAAGGUGAACGAAAGAACAGGUAGAAACGGCCGCAACUGGAAAGAGUACGUACAGGCCUUCCCUGUUGAUUAUCAAACUUGAUCAUGGUGCAGUCACCACCACCUUUUUUCUGACAACCCGACUUUGAUGCUGUUAGUUGCGAGUAUUACUAUUUUUUCUUACCAGAGAAGGACUAAACUUCUGGUUCGAAAACCGUGUUGGUAUUCCCGUGUUCGUUUUUGUAUAUUACGAUCACGCUUGACAACCACAGUAUUCCUUUCAAAUCUGGGAAGCACACUUCUUAAUUUUAUCCUUUAAAUUGAUUGGUUAAAUUUAGAUACCCAGCCGACAGCAGCAUAUGUUGGACUUGCUCACAAGGUAAGUAAUUUUGAGUUUAUCGUAAACUUUGCAAAUCACAGGGUUGCCUUACUCAGGUGUCAAGGGCUUGUGAUUUCGGUAGGUUUAAUUGUUUCCCUCGCUUCGUCGGCGAGUAUUCCAUCACAUGAGAAAAAUUAUUCGCAACGCAGAGCCAAGAUUACCAUGGGACAGUCUUCAUAAAUACUAACCAAGUGGAUGCGCCAUGGUGGAUUUGCAGUAGCUACUUUAAUGCUGAAUUAAUUGUUUGAAACCAAGGCCUUGUCCGGGAUGUAUCGUGAUCAUCCUUAUUAUAUUACCAUGUUUUACAGUUAUCUAGAGGAAGUUCGAACUGCAGGAGAGAAUGCUGCUGAGUUCUUCCAGUUGUAUCAGCGGUUGACUCAGCCUACUUACUGGAAAUUCUACUUAGCACUACAAGGAGCUCUGCUACAAAUUGGUCAGCUGUUGACAAAGGUACGAUUAGUCAAAUAGGUUUCUAGUUUCUAUUCCUUUUAUUCUCUAGUCUGAAGUUGCUAAGAUGAAAGAGAAUUUAUUUGUGUUUGUAGGAAAUAGAGCAUUUGACCUACCUGGAGCAGUACACUCUCAGUUCUGAUCUGUCUCAGGGAUAUGCUUUGAAGAUGUUGGCUGGUAAGGAAAGAUGAGGAUCAGUUUAGGGCCUCAUGAAAAAAAAAUUAAAAUUAAAAAAAACUAAGAAGGCUCUCUAAAGAAACAAAAAAAGAUUAAUUAAGGAUUAUCGCGUUCAAUGAAACUCUGAUAUUCUGGUCGUUUUCACUUGGUACGUGUGCUUAAUAUGCGACAGGGCCUUGCGUGUCUCGAAUAGUGCCGGCGCAGAAGUGUUGCUAAAAGAAAGUACUUUGUCUUCGUAGCCUUUCAGAAAUAUUUACCUAUUUACUACUGAUUUACUUGUGUUCUCUCUUCUCAGAAUUGAUGUCUUCCUUCCUUGAACAUGAAGCGAUCAAACAAAAGUUCAAAGGACGACUGGUAGCCACAGUGCUAAAUGGUUACUUGUCCUUGCGAAGGUAACUUUGUUUAUUUAACUUACAGACACGGGAUGGCUAUUGAUCUUCCACUGCCUUUCUCGAGGUAAAAAUUUGAAAGUCUCAUUUCUGUUUGCUGGUCAGAUUGGUUGUUCAGCGCACAAAACUGAUUGAUGAAACGCAAGAGAUUCUACUGGAAUUAUUGGAAGAAAUGACUACUGGUUAGUGGAGUUGAACAUUACCCGUGCGUAGUUGUGUUAAAAUAGAUCUAUAUUGUUACUUCAAGAAGUUGAAAAAAAAUGUUUGAAGGUCAGGGAAUAUGAGUGACGAAAGUGCGGUUUGAUGGGCGAUUGUUCUUUCGUUAUCUAUCCUAUUGAACCGAGGUGACACUUUCAAUGAUUCUAUUUUCAGGUACGGAGACAGAAACCAAGGCUUUCAUGGCUAUUUGUGUGGAAACCCUGAAGAGGUUUGUUGAUUUCACAGUGUUCAUAAAGGGGAAAUGUUACAGAGUUUUAAAAACUACUUUGUACCACUGUGCCACUCAUGUUGGUUAGUUUUAUUCUAUAUUUGACGAAGCUCAGCCCGCCCACCUUCAAAAGAAGAGGCAACUUUUUCACAUGUUUCUAAGAACAUAACUAUGGAGUCAGUUUAAACAAUGCACUCUUUUUACUUGAUUUGAUAUAUAUUAUCAGGUAUGGUCUGGAUGACCUCAGGACUCCAGUGUUCAUCUUUGAGCGGCUUUGCAGUCUUAUCUUUCCCGUAAGUACAGUACAUCAGCCAGAAUUAUCCCAGCGCUUUUCUUGAGUUAAAAGUUACUUCGCGGGUUAUGCAUCUUGAAGCAUUUAGCCUAGACGUUGAACCCUGUUGUAAGAUCCAAUUAGUAUUUCUUCCUUCAUAAUGCCAUACAGUUCCUUGUAAAUUAGACAAGAGAAUUUCGUGUUAUAUUAAGAUAACACCCCCAGCUGAUAAGCUUGUCUGUUCUCAUUACCAAUUUGCAAGGUAACAUUGGAAUCGCAAGGAGAAGUUUUAGUAAUAGAAAUUACCAGUAAAAUUGUGAUCUAGCUGCUCACAAAAGCAACAUUUUGCUGUGUUAUUGGACUGUAUUGACGAAACUCCUUCCGAAAUACUUGACCGUGCUCGAAUGCGAAAUGAAAUGUUUUAACUUAUAUUUUGUAUUUCAAUGUCAAACAUCUUAUUUCUUUAUUCCUCUUUCAAAAGGAAGAGAACGAUGUCGGCGAGUUCUUUCUUACGCUGGAGAAAGAUCCUCAACAAGAAGACUUCCUUCAAGGACGCAUGCAAGGAAAUCCUUACAGGUAUCUGAGGGGUUGGAUAUGAGCUACUUUAGGGUGAAUACAAAGAAAUAAAAACAAUAAGGCCAGACGAAAAGCUUCACUUUUAUUCUGGAUUGGAAGGUACAAAAUUGCCAAACCUGAUUGCUGGUCUCGAUGCCUACUAAAUUUCCCAAACCCUUGGAGAAGUUACAGUGACGGGGAACAAUAUUCUUUAAGCUAUGGCGCAACUUUUGGUCUCGUCUUGAAUUCGCCAACAAAGAUUGUUCUGUGAUUGGUCCAGAACGCUCGCUCCACCCUUUUGAACAAUGCGAUGCUAAACUAAAACUCAUUGUUAUUUGGUUCCCCGCGUUUCGUGGCGCUUCGUUAGUUCACUUUUUUUAACUGAAUUCCUUUUGGCUUCCUGUCACAUUUCCCUUUGUUUUGAUUGGCCGUUUGGUUUUUCAACAAUCAAUCUAAAGGCCCUCUUAAGUGCCUGAUUAUGUCAUCACUUUGGUUCCAUAUUUUCUUGCUCCACAGCUGCAACGAGCCUGGUAUGGGUCCGCUUAUGAGAGAUGUCAAGAACAAGAUAUGCACCGGUAAUUAAAUAACUUGGGAAUUAUGUUUAUUAUAGACUAAAGCCCUCUCUGAGUUGAAGCAGAAAUGACUGGAGGUAUUGAAAGUAAAAUAAUAAUAAUAAUAAUAACUUUCUAUUCAUGUUACCUUAGAUUGUGAAUUGGUGGCGUUACUGGAGGAUGACAGCGGAAUGGAGGUAACGUUCCUGGUUAUGUGAAAAAUCUCUUGCGAUUAUUGAAGAGUUUGUUACCUGAUUGACGAGCAAUUUUAAUGUGAAUCUUUUGUCUCAGCUACUCGUUAACAGCAAGAUCAUAAGUCUGGAUUUACCUGUAAAAGAUGUUUACAAGAAAAUAUGGUGUCCUGAAGGAGAGGUGUGUACAGCUAUGUGGAAUAUCUGUGUUUGUGAUAACUUGGCGAAAAUUAACGACUGACUUUUCACUGUCCCAAUUUCAGGCUUGUAUUUGAUCAGUGGGACAAGGUUUCUGAUUUUUGCUCAGUUGCCAAUCUUUCCGUUAUAACUGUAGUGUUGGUGGAUUGUAGGGUAUUAUGAAUAAAGGGAUAAGUUUCUAAAGAAACUGUGGUGCUGCGUUGGUGGGAGAGUAUGAUAAGGUAAUUCAGUAUUAUCAACUGAGUUGAUAACUUAAAGUGGCAACAAUAAAGAGUUUAAAAGUUGACGUUUCAAUCGCUUGGACGAAGGGCUGACGCUCGAAAUGUCAGCUUGAAAUCUCUUUACGGUGACCAGUUUGUUAUCAACUCAGUUGAUAAUACUUAAUUACCACGUAGUGUAUGAUGGUCGUGUACCUCACCAAUUCUAACUUCUUGAAUACUUGUUUUAAGGGUGAACCAAUGCGGAUCAUCUACCGAAUGCGAGGUAAAAAAAAAGGGAUUUUAGCAGUGAUCUUUAUAAAACAUAACUUCGAUGCAAUCAGAUCUUACUUAGUUCAUUCAAUUGACCAUAGGCUGAGGUUGUUUGCUAGGGAAGCCUGAUGAUAUGCUGGGGUGGGUGGGUUGUAAUCUUGUGAUGGACUGGCGUCCCUUCCAGGGAGAGAAAAGUAAUACUCCUAGUUGCUUCCUGCUAUGGAAACCGGGAUAAGCUCAGCCUGUAGAGGCCACUUGGCCCCAGGCUGUAACAACCUACCUACCAUUUCCACAAAAUGCACUGAUAUUGUGAUUAAAACUUUUGUUGACCGUUCAAGGGAUAUUCAAGGCCCAGACUCAACCGACUGGCUUUGCACACUUGUGUGUUCAAAACUUAUUUCAUUUGAAGAGUUUUGUGCUCCGAUGUGCAGAAUUUUUCUCGUUUGACAAUUUGUUUUAAUAGCAAAAUUUUUUCAAGUCAGUACUGAUGGAGUGUCAACUCUUAUAAUGAUUAUAGGUGUUCACCUUGUUUUAUACCUCAAUUCUUCAGAAGUUUUCUCUGUUUACCAGUACUACUCUUUAGAUUUAGCAUUAGUGUUUGCUUGGUUAAUGCAAUCGAGAAUAAAGAUGACUACAAACUAGUUAUCUUAAAUAUAAAUUGUGUUUGUUGUGUCCUUCAUAGGUCUGUUAGGAGAUGCCACGGAAGAGUUUGUGGAGAAUCUUGAUACGCAGAAGGGUAAGUCAACGUUUACUUUGUUCGGCCAGUUUCCGCCUACUGUUGUGUUCUUUAUCGAAAGUUGCUGCGGGGAUAAAAUAGUUUUCUAAUCACUUUGACCGUCUUGUUUACAGAAGAGGAACUGGAUGACGAAGAGGUGUAUAAGAUGGCCUCAAUUAUGUCUACUUCUGGCGGGCUCGAAGCCAUGCUGAGCAGGUAUUGUCAACGUUGCUAACUCUUCUUGUUUAGAAAAGAAUCACUUAUAUUUAACCGAUGUUGAUGCGAUGUUUGACAGUCCGACGAGAUUACCAAAGGAAAUGAUCACCAAGUUAGUUCAAAGUUCCUCGAGAGGAAAACCUAAACGGUUGUUGAUUGUUAAAAAAUCUGUAAAAUAUUUUUGGACAGGAAAUGUUUUUAACGCUUUGAGUCCUCGUCAUGCACAAUAUUGAAUCAAAUUUACGAGAUUAAAACAGUAUAAAGAAAGAAACAAAUUCUCCUCGUCAGCACCUUUGGAAAUGUACAAACAGUAUAAAGAAUGUGCCUAUUGAUGUACUUAAUACGGCUAGCUGUGAUAUGACUGGCCAGUAACAGCUCUUGCUACGUUAUUUUGAAGGUUAAGUGGCAUUAAGGAUCUUGUACGUGGCAAGCAGUUGGUGUCAGUCAUCCUGAAGCUCAUGGGAUAUUGCGUGAAACUCAAGGUACCUUACUGAUUGUACCAUAAUGAUUCCUUCUUAAAACGUUAAUAAUUUCUGUAGCUGUGUGCUGUAAACUGACAGAAUUCAUUGUUUCCUUGCAGGUUAACAGACAAUACUUGUGUCUCCCCACUUUGAACACACUCAACGUCCUUCUUGGAACGCUGAACCAGGUGUGGUUUCAUUUCUUUUCAGCCCCAACUUUGUUCAGCCGUCAAAUAUGUUCAACCCCCAAUUGUGGCAUGACUAAGUAAUAAAGAAGAAGAAAGAUGUAUAAAUCUUGAGAGAUUCUCUACCGUGUUUAUAGAAACAGGCGUGGCUUUAGAGACAGUUACGUUAGCCUUUAAUUUCUGAUUAAAAAUUCCAGCUGCUAUGAAUUUCCUUGUAAAUCAGUUAGGGGGAAUAUGAUGGGUUUUAAUCUCUCUUCGUUACCUGAUUGUUGCUCGGCAUAUUUAAACUAUCAGAAAACCAUGGACCAUAAGUUAGUGAGAGGUGCUUCCCUAAAGCUUUCCUUCCAUAGUUGGUUUGCGCUUGAAUACCGUCCUAGAAAAUUGGUCUUUUGAUGGUCAUAUGUCCGAAGAGAGUCAGAGUAACAAGCAAUCUUGUAUUUUAUUAUAAUCAAAUUAAUUAGUCAGUUGCUGUUUAUGACACAGGCUCUUCGACUGGAAGCUGAUUCCGGAGGUGGUGCAAGCAUUGCAGAGGACGUAUUAGGGAUCAUGGAGACUGUGCUGCAGGAAGCCACCAGCACUCCUACUCCUGAUAUCCCCAUCCAACAGGGGGAUGGCUCCCAGUUGGACAUGCUGCUCAACAGGAUUACAAGUCCUUACGUGGUACGGUAUUUGUUUGUACGUUGUGAGCUCCCUGGCUUUUCCCUCCUCCACUGACCGCCACCAGUUUUUAAACAUUAGCAAUAGCGACCAGCCCUUGAAGAGCGAACGCGGAGCAAAACAAGACAUAAAUCAAAACUUUCUCAUAAGGACUGUGUAUAGGUAGUGUGACCUCUUCAGUGGUCCCACAUCUAACGAUAAAUGGGUAAUGAAUCUGAAAAAUGACAAGGAUACAUGGAAACUUAACGACCUGCAAUAGGGGGGUUCACAUUUAAAUCGACGAGAAUUUGUUAUGAGCUCAGGUUACAUACACUUUUACAGCUCCUAGACGAAAUCGCCGGAGGAAGUCUCAACUGCUUUUCCUUAGAUUCAUAUCACGAUCAGAACUGCCAAUGCCACCGGAGUUUUUUGCCGUCAUUGACAAAAGUAACCAGUCACUAUCCAGGAACCAGACUUCUCAGACGUACCACGCUCAAAAUUAUAGACUGUGAAUUCCAUAACCUAUCGAACUCUUAUCAAUCUUACCACGCAACCGAGUGCACGUGUCAUAUGAUGCUCCUUUGUUUUUUUUACAGAGGACCCACAGCAGUGUGCUUCAAGCCAUGAUGCGAAUCAUUCCCUUCUUGACAUUUGGAGAUGAAGGAAACAUGAGGACCCUGAUCAACCAUUUCCUACCAUACCUCGACUUUGAGAAGUAAGUUCUUGGCUAACUGUGGGAAAGACGUGUGACCUGUGAAUUCUUUUUUCAGUUAAACGGGCCGAAUCAUCUGCAUAGCGCCAACCGUCAGAUUCCUGUACUGCUUUACCCCCGAAAGAACUCUUGGCCCUACAAAGACAGUUCACUGGUAGUUUGUCUGGCUUGUGAAGUACAUUGAAUGAUGCUAACAUGUUUAUAUAGAAUGGAAAUGACUCGCUCUUCUAUUUCUUUCUUAUUUUGCGUAGGUUUGAUCGAGAGCGUUCCAAUGACGAAACUCUAUUUUGUGACUGUUUCUGCAGUAUAGCAAGUAAAAUUGAGGUAAGACUUGCACGCAAGCUAGGGAUCCUUCUAUGUUCUUUGGGAUGCGGUGGCCAAAUGCAAAGCGCCAUGGAUUCUGAAUGGAGAAGUUCUGGUUCGAUCCCCUGAAUUUAUUGAGUUGUACUUUGCUGUUGUUGUUUUUGUCCUUAUUUCUGUUAAUAUUGUUCUUUUCCGCUGUUCAUGUGAUAAUAGGGGCAUUUUGUUCGAUUCAUAAUCUCCGUGUUCAUUUCAGGGUAUUUUCUGAUGUAUAGCCAUAAAUAUUAUAUUCUCUCAGUUCGGGUUUGUGUCACUUAAACUUCAACUUCUCAAACUUCUAAUAUUUGUUCUUCCUGUUUUUAUUUGUUUUACAGAACAACCACAAUGGCUUCAAGCUAAAGGACAUGAUCAUUGAGAAUGGAAUUGUUGCUAAAGCAAUGACAUACCUCGAACAGCAAACACCUCAGAAGCCCUUCAGGUACGAGCAAUAAUAUGGUUUGCGCUGACUUCGUUCAUGAACUCAUUCACCCCAAGACAUCUAGUUUCUCUACACAUUAUCGCUAUUGAAUCAAACAUUAAGGUUAUGAGAAUAUAGGAAAUGAUCACCCACUCAGCUCUUGAUUGUUAAACAAAUGCACCUCUUCAUAACUAUACAAAAUUUGUACUUAGUGAACAGUAUGGAAAAUUUACAUGCUGGUGUUAAAGUGUAACGGCUUAAGGUUUUAAGCAAUUGGUAGUUAAAGGAUUAUAGUCUUUGUGUAGUCAAUCAGGGCAGCUAAUCCACUUGGUAACAUCAUUAGUUUAUUUUUUCCCUUAUCGCCCUCCUCCCCCUACAUUAUUAUUUUCUGUGUACAUUUUAUAUCUUGUAACCACGCAUAAUGACUAUGCGUGAGCAAAGGGUGGGAUCAUCAAUUUUCGAUUUUUUUGUUAUUUUUCUUCAGCAAAGCAAACCUUCUUGAAGCUGACGUUUGGAAAGAGUUUUUAGCGCGACCGUCUCUUCCUUACGUUCUUCGACUUCUGUCUGGUCUCUGUAAGGGACACGCUAAUACUCAGGUACAGUGGUCUGAUCGGUUUGGAAGGUGAUGUACUGAUGUUACAUGUAAAUCACCAGUAGGAACUGUGUUGAUCGUUGCUGCCAUUUAGUUCUUUCCUGGAAGACCUGUUUUUUUUCUACGAUUGUUCAAUUCAGUGUGAUUAACGGUGGAAUUGGCUAACCCCUAACGCCAAAAUUGGUAACUUUGCAGAAUAGCGAAACCUCGUAUCGUAAGACUUAACUGUGCGACUAUUGUAAACAGUUUUGCUGUAAUAAGGCAGUUGGUCAUGUAAGUGUUAUAGAUGUCCAAUUACGAAAUGACAAGAGCUUUCUUUCUUUUUUUUUGUUUUUUGUUUUGUUUGAUCUUGUUUCAUUUAUGAGCGUCGUCUAAAGAGUGUGUUUUCCUUUUUUAUUAGGUUCUAGUGGGCGAAACAGCUGUGCCAGCCAUACAUCGCCUUGAGCAAGUCUCAUCCGAAGAAAAAGUUGGCUCGUUGGCAGAGAACCUAAUGGAAGCGCUGAGAGAGCAUCCUGAUGGUGAAAAGAAGGUUAUUUUCAUUCCUCUUUUGACUCGUUAAAUGUUGUUUCGGAACGGGUUUUAGUUAUGCAUCUCUUUGGAUUAGAGGGGAGUGGUAUGAUUUUUUCUUGACCAAUCACUGAGCAUCAGAGUGUGGCCAACUUAAAAGCGAUGUACACUUUCGACACACUUGAAACUGAAUUUGUGUCGCUGUUGUUAGCAUCUCCUGUAGAAAAUGUAUGAUGCGCGUUCCCAAGCGCAAUGAAGGAGGAUUUUUUAUUUAAUUUUCCUAUUAUAUACCUUGCUUGUGGAACUCUUCUCAGGUAGAGGAAGUUCGCCGCUCAACUCGAAAUGAAAAGAAGAAGCUCGCAAUGGCCAUGAGAGAAAAACAGCUGGGAGCUCUUGGGAUGCAGGUCAAUAUAUACUCUUCACUGAUUUGCAAAUAGACCGCUGAUUUUCAAUUACGACAUUGAAUUAAGAAGUUACAAGUGCUUUUGUAAAAUCAAAACUCCUUCUGACUUUGUGGUUUCUGCGAAGGUAAUGCCCUUGUCGUCAAAAUUUUACUGCUCUUGUUCGGUCACCCUUUGGGCCUCCGCGAACGUAGUCCUUCGGUAUAUUCCAUCCACUUUAAAUAUUUAUUUUCUAAUUUACCAAGCCCUUCGUUCUGUACAGAGGUUCAUCAUCAGGGAUUUUAACUUUUUCCAGAGGUGAUAGCUGUUGCUUUCCUCGUUUUCUUUUAAAUAUAAUUAUUGUUUUGGUGAAGGAUACAUGGAUGCAUUGGAAUUGAGAGCAGCUCAAACCCCAAACCAUGGAGUGUUACUUUGUCGUUUCAUUUGAGUAUCAAUUAUAUUUUAGACAACUUCUGGAGGAAAGAUCAUUGCCAAACCGUCAAAUUUACUGCGUGAGAUGGAAGAGCUACAAGAGGAGUCCGGACUGGCUUGUUGUAUUUGCCGCGAGGGUUAUAAAUAUCAUCCACAAAAGGUCUGUUGUAUCUUUGGAAAUGAAGCUUACUUAAAGAACUGAAAAAUUACUUCGAACAUGUUAUUGAAACAUGGAAGUUUAAGCGACUGAGCUGUUUUAAAACAUCACAAUGUAAAAUAAUUGUCCUUGGUUAACCUUGGUGUCUUUUUGCAGGUUCUCGGUAUCUACACAUUCACCAAAAGAUGCAUACUAGAGGAAUUCGAAAACAAACAACGAAAAACACAGGUGAGAAAACUCUGAGGAUUUGGUAAGCAAGUUAUUGUUCGUGUAAGAGUUUAAAUUUCGUCGAAUUGCAACAAUUACUGUGUUUUCCAAUUGAAUUCCCAGUUUGUACGAGAGUACUAUCUCAUGGUAUCAUUAAAAAGAGCGAGAUAUUUACUUUACCGGAUUUAGUACAUCUUUGGUAUGUUUAGUUUCUGUUGUUGUUAUAUUCGCAGGGGUAUUCAACCGUAAGUCACUUUAAUAUCGUGCACUACGAUUGUCACAUGGCCGCAGUGAGGUGAGCAAACUGUUAAAUUCAUUUGCCUAAAAUGAGUAAAAUUUUCUUUUCUCUCUUAUAUUCCCUUUUGUUGUUGUUGUUGUUGUUCGUCUGUCGGUCUGACUGUUUAUUUGUCUGUGAUUCAUUCUUUAUCAUUUUCUUUCUGUCAUUCGUUUUAUUGUUGUUUCGACGUCAUACAAAUGUUUAAAGUGUUGUCACAAUUUUGUCGCCUAAAUUGCCGUCUAGUUACGUCCCUAUUUGUGUUGUGUUGUUUGUUAUAUUUAUUGCUUAUUGAUUGUGAAUUUUUGACAUUUGUUUUCGCUAACAGACUCGCUCGGGGUCGUGAUGAGUGGGAAAGCGCCGCCCUUCAGAAUGCAAACACCAAGUGCAAUGGUCUUUUACCAAUCUGGGGUCCUCAGGUAAUUCAUCCAACAGAAUCUGAUGAUCAAUGAUUUAAGAGUUGCAGAAUGCUACUCUCUAACGAUCUAAGGAGCUCAACAUGUGUUGACGCUUCAAAGCGUGCAGUAAUUUGUUGAUCGUAUUUGAGUUUACGAAGCUUAUCUCACGGAAUACUGUUCUGAAAAUAUAGCGGAGUCGUUCGUCAGUCCCUUUUAAUACAAGAGGCCUGCAUUAAGAGGAGUAAAAUUUAACGUUUUUUUGUUUCCUUACAAGGUCUCUGAAUCAGCGUUUGCGAGUUGCUUAGCAAGGUGGGUGUGCUUUUUUUCGCUUUAUAGUGGUCAUAGAACGGUGCAUGUUCUGAAUGGUCGAACAAGUACGUCGGGUAUGUGCAGCUUAGGUUUAGAUUAUAAAUCUAAAGGUUUCCCCAAGCGCAAGAAUUGAUUAGAUUGACGUGAUAAAUUUUUAUGACAUUAGAAAUAUUAUUCAGAUCUUAAAGAAUUGUAUUUUCCGCCAGAUUGUUUGCGCUCUGUGAUUUAGUGCACAUAUUUCUUAAAAAAAACAAACAAACAAAUAAACAAAAAAGUUGGAUCGCCACGCGAAAAAAAUUUAUAAAGUGGGAAAGGGCUCAAGAAAUACAUCCAAUGUUAAAUUCAUGCCUGUCCAUCACUGAAAUCUUUGUUUUACAAAAUUAGUCGUUUUCUUUUUCCAGACACAAUAGUUACAUUCAAGAAUGUACAGGUCAUCUGGAGCCGACAUAUCAUGCUUCCAUUCACGAUCUGCGCCUGUUGCUACAGCGGUUUGCGUUUGAAAAAUCAUUCAGUGAAGACACUGGUGGCGGAGGACGAGAUUCGAACAUCAAAUUUGUGCCAUAUGCCAUGCACAUGAUCCUUUACGUUCUGAACACGUAAGAGCCCUUAACGUCAGUUUAGUUGUUAAGCUUGUACAAACGUGGCCCACGAGAGCGGUGGGCGUUUGAGAUACAGUGGUCUCAUGAUCAGCUCUCUGUACUGUAGCUGGAGAGAUCUUGACCUUGACACUCCACUUUCUUUUCACCGCACCCCUCUCCCCUCAAGGGUAUAUAUGGGUACGAAAUUCUGGGGGUGGACGGUGGGGAGAGGGUUAGGUAGCCCAUGAUUAACUACAACCCCAUCGAACUCGGCCCAUUGAGUUGCCAGUUAUAUGUUUAUCUGGCAUUAAAUUACUUGUCACCUUUCUCUCUCAGAACGCGGCAGUCGAGUCGAGAGGAGAAGUCCCUAAAAUCCUUCCUGGACAUGCCUGUGGAGAAAUGGGUUGAAUCGUCGUUCGAGGUAAGUUGCCCGAUCGGCCCGGCUCUCAGCAGGGUUUCUUCCGUGUAUACCCUGCUUAAAGGUCAAUUACAUAAUAGAACAUCAGAAUCUUUGAAUGGCAAGCCGUGCCAGAUACUUCAAUUUUUUCCUAAGCCCCGCAGAUUUUUAAACAACACCAAAAUUGCACUGGGAGAACAUGUAUUCUUAAUCCUUACUUGUGAGAAGCUUCUUAGUUUAUAAAGAAUAACUCCUGUCACUGAUGAGGACCUUUUUAUUUCACCUUGCAAAGUGAUUUGAAUUUGAUAAGCCAGUAAAUGAUUAGAUUUUUUUUCCUUUUUCUCAUUUCAGGUGGACAGUCCGCUUUAUCUAACAUUAUUGUCACUGUUUGUUUACUCGCUGGAAAACUGGAACCAGUCAAAGAUCACUUUCCUCAAAAGACUUCUCGUUACUGCGCACGCUCGGCAUACAAAUCCCUCGGGAACAUCCAAGUACGAGCCACCAAUUGACUCUAUUUUUGUUAGUUGUUUAUGCCUACUGCGUUGUGUGAUGGUUUUUUGGCACAAAGAGACUUUAAGACAUGCUUUUGACUUUCAUUUCUCCAAUGAUAUGGGUUGAGUUUCCUUAAAAUUCUCUUAACGUAAUGUUUGUAUUAUGCGCCUUUUGCUAUGAAGCUCAUGUUUUCUGUAUAAUAAUUAUUCAACCUUGGUUUCCAUUUUCCUUAAGUGUGCAUCACUGUAACUCGUCCGGAAACACCUAUAUCACUCUCCAUGUCAAAAUUUAAGGCCUUUACACCUUGACAUCGAUAUGUAUAUUCUCCCAAUUUUUUUCUGGCAAGGAGAAUUUGGUGAAAAAUCAAGAGCCCUUUAACUUUGCGAUCAUUUCCUUAAUUCUCAUGAGACUAAUGUUUGAUACAGCAGUGCUACUUAAAUGAGAAAUUAGAUGCUACAAAGCAGAGAAUCUGAUUGGUGGUCAGAAAUACGUUGUUGUCAUGACAAAUUUAAAACAUGUCACGUAAAGAGCGCAGCAGUCACGUAAUUUACGGUCAUUUCACAUUAACAUUAACUUUGUAAUUGUUUUUGAAUCCCAAACCAUCGGCUAUAAGCCGAACCCCGUUUCUCUUGGAAAAAUCUCCCAAACGUUUGUGCCAAAUACUGAAAACAUCGCUCGGCUUACAGGUGAAGAAAUACGGUAGUCACCCUCAAGGGGUUAAAGGAUUAAAAGUUAACCAACAGAUAGACAUUGCAUCCUGGAUUUUAAGUUCUAAGAAUUAACUUAUCGAUCUCCAUUUUAUGAUACAGGAUAACGAAUGUGAACAUGGCCGAGUACUCUGUAUACCGACCCUAUAUCGUGUACUUUGUACUAAUCGAUAGACUUCAUCAGCUGCUGAAGGUUAGUUCGCUGAAUACGCUAUUCUAGGCCUAUGCAAUCAAUCAAUGGCUGCUCGAUUUCAGUCGAUGGCCAAUCGACAGAUGCAAAUACAAGUUCCUUGAUAGAAUAUAUUGUCAUUAAUACAGUUGUGUAGUUAGUGAAUAGGUGUAAAGGACAUGUAGAAAACCAGAGAGGAUUGCCAUCCAUUUAGCCAGGAUGUUCCUUUGGUCCUGCAUGAGCAAAUUCUCAAACUAUCAAGUCUCCUGGAAAUUUCGAAAUCGGAAGUGACCGAAGUAGAAUCUUUACAGGGACGACCGUAGUGAGAGGCUCUAUAUGGGGGACUGGGUCUCAUAGUUUUAGUUCCCUGUGGUUUCAUGUGUUGUUCAAUGACGGUAACCACAUAUCAAGUUAUUGAAGCGUGUUUUUAUUUUCUACGAGCCCAUCACCCUUUUAUUAUUUUUUUCUUCACUUAGAAACAUUUGGCAGCGGAUGAUAGUGGAUGGCCACAGGGAAUGCUGGACUACAUUCGAAACAACGAUGAAGCCGUGUUGAAAGGCGGUGACAAGGUGAGAGAAGUACAUGUCGAUAGUUUUCAUUUUGUUGUUGUGCAGGCUGACUGUUUGACGUAAUUUAUUUUACAGAUUUUGUCAUUCUACCAGACGGAUCUUUUACCUUCAGAGUCAUUAAUGGAGUUGUUUGAUGUGGCAGGUAUGUGCCGUGCUGUUGUGUUAAAGCUGGUACGAAUCAUUCUGAAAACUUGUAAUGGUUUCUAGAGAGGCCUUUUAAGGCGUCAUCCCAUGGAUCGGCGAAAGCUUGUUCAGUGUAAUCAGCCGGUAGCCGAAGGCUUCAUGUAAACCAUGGUGUAAUUACUAUGCUACAGAACGACAACAUACAACGAUUCUGAAACUGUGCGGUGUAUAAAAGUAAUUAAAAUUAGUAAACAAUCCUUGAAAAGGAAAAGGAAAUAAGUGCUUCAGAAAAGAAGAGAAUAUAGUAUUCCGACCUGGGGAAGUUCAGUUCUUUUACUACAUCAAAAAUUAAACCUUGAUUAAUUAAAACAAAUUAUCAGGUAAAUUGAACUUAAAUCGUUUGUCUGUGGUUUUGACAUUUAGACCGUAAUGGUGCUAUUCUUCGUCACGCGAUGUGGUAGAAUAAUUGAACGCCACUCUGUAUGGUAAAUUCUUGCUCUGUCAUUUAUGUAUUGUAAUUCUCAUCCAGUUUAUCCAUGCCGUAAAACAUUGUAUUUUACCUGCAUAACCUCGGUCAGGAAUAGUCACAUUUUUAACAAAUUAUCCCAAAACUAAGACCUUGUUUAACGUUCCUUGGUUGAUGAUUCACAAUCCUGUCCUUUAUUUCCUUGCAGAACUGCUGUCCGACAUCCCAGAACCAGAGACGUUUAUUUCUGAGCUUCUUGCGUCACUGCCAAAGUAGACUCCCGCUUCAAAGUGCCGACCCCAUCUUAACCGACAUUGGAAUGCGUCGCCUGUAACAGA
Messenger RNA from Pocillopora meandrina, 53068 nucleotides. Lineage: Eukaryota; Metazoa; Cnidaria; Anthozoa; Scleractinia; Pocilloporidae. The record is from the annotation of a GenBank genome assembly.